Pelobates cultripes (western spadefoot toad) is the source of this 57014-nucleotide messenger RNA. Lineage: Eukaryota; Metazoa; Chordata; Amphibia; Anura; Pelobatidae. The record is from the annotation of a GenBank genome assembly.
CCUGGAUGGGGUAGGAGGGCUGGAGUGAUCUGUUAGUUUUGCAGCCUGUGAGCUCAUUUCCUGCCAGAUCUGUCCAGAGAUCACCCAAGUGCUAUCUGUGGGCAAAGCUUGCAGCUCCGACUGAAACAUGUCUUCCAACUCCAACCUGAGCUCCAUGCAGAGACUGGUGGAACAGCUGAAGCUGGAAGCUAGUGUGGAGAGGAUCAAGGUAAAUGGUCUCAGCUGAUGUUCAUGGAGGGAGACUGCUCUGUGUUUAACGGUUUAAUGCCAGAGACGUGUUGCAUCACUCGGGGUAGCAGCACCUACAGCCAGUAAAGGUUAAUGGAACCUAACAAAUGUAUCUGAUGUACUUUGUAGCAAGUUUAAAGUAUUCUACUAAGCCACCGAAAGUGAUGGAGUGUAUCAGCAACUUAUCAGUAGCAUUGAGAUACUAUACUUUGAGUUACUGCUUAAAGUUUAACCCAAUGAGUGCCAGAGGCUACCCACAUUAUGGCGCCUUACAAUCUGCCUGGCACUCUAUGGCCAAAUAUCUUAUAUGGUACAAAGAAUUAACUGCAUAAUCAACACUUUUACCCACUUUCCUGUGCAUGGUACCUAUAGGGUUAAAAAUAUUAUACACAUCUGAUGGAACUGGAUACUAACAUGUAGUAAUAAUAAUAAUUUUGUAAAUUUGGUUUAAUUAUGUCAGCAAAACUAUUGCGGUUUACAAAAAAUAAUCGUCUCGAUUACUAUUGAUUUAUAUUCUGUAAUAUAUAAAAAAAAAUGUAUUGUGGUGAUCUAUUAAACUGGUGUAAGCAUAUAGUCUUAAUUGUAUUAUAGCAGACUUAGCAACUUGUUAACUAUCAAAUAAUUAGCAGGCAAAUGUGUGUUUGUGAUGGAAAUUGAUAACUGAUCAUCUGAUAUUGUUUUUGUUAGGCUACUGUAGUCUUUCUAAAAGAUAAAUGUCUUAUGGUUUGUGCCUCCAAUUCUUUUUUUAAUAUUGAAAAGGAAGGCUGCUUCAUAGCUGUAUAUGGUAUAGUGAUGUGAAUGGCACCCAGAUUAUCAUCUUUCAACAGUUUUACUGUAGGGAUGUCAUUGACAUUUUUCCCAAAAAAUGAAUUCUGCAUUCUCUUAGGAAGAGAAUUAACUAAUCACACUUGGUAUGCUAACAGAUCAUCCAUGGUUGUAUAAUGGAGGAUUCAGUAUUUUUGUUAUAUAUUAAGAAUGCUGCCCUGCAGUAUAGCUAACCUACAUAGUGUAAGAGGAAAAUCAGACAACUGAUCUGCUCGGGAAUAUUCCAAAUUAAGUAAUUUAUAUCCUAUAGCAUAUGAAUUCUACAUACCACAAUGUUAAACUUGUCAUUUGUUGCCAAUCCGAAUUUAGCAGUGCUAUGUAUCUAGAAAAUAUUGUGGGUCUGCCAAUCCUAUGUGGAACUUUGUGCUCAGAGUGGGCAGUGUACUAGUCUAGACUAGUCUGGUGUGGGUGGGUUUUGCUGCACAGAAAAUGGUACUCAAUAUGUGGCUGAUGGAAGUAAUGGAGGAUGUUUUAUUUACCCCUAUCCUUUGAUAAAAAUACUCAUCGGUGAUAAGGUGGGGUAAAAGGAGGUAAGAGAGUUCAGAAUUAAAUGAAUGUAUCCUGACAUGUAAAGUAUAGGCAAGAAACUAGACUAGAAAAAUAAAAAACUGAAUACACUCUAGCAGUUGUUAAAGUGGCCAGGCUUAUUGAAAUACUUAGGUAAACAAACAGAGUGAGGCUUUGUGUCUAGAAAGUCAGGAUUAGAGUAUGAUCCAGCACGUAGAAUUGUGUAACACAGAGGACUGAUAGGUAACAUAUACCAGACCUUAGAAUGGCCGGACUAACGUACCAAAGAAUAGUCAGGAAUAGUCAAGGUCAAGGGACACAGAAAGAGACACCGCGAUAAGGAAAAGCCGGGGUCAGGGAUGCCAGGAAAAAGGGAAGUCAAAAUCAAUGUCAAAUAACCAGAAUCAAUAACACGCUCUCAGACAACCACAAGCCAAACCACAACAGGGCACUGAGCAAGAGGAGAAUUGGGCCUAAAUACCCCGCCUGUGGAUCUGAUUGGUUGUAACCGGCCUUUGACUCCAAAGGCAGUUACCAGGUUUCUAUUUGCAUGAUUGCUGCUCAGCACAAACUCUCCUGUGGAUUGAUUGCUGCUCGGCACAACUUUUCCUGUCAGGACAGCAAAUGGCAUUAAUCACAUUUUUAUGUGCAGAUGAAUACGUGACAGAACCAGCUACUGUUAAGGAACCUGAACGUAUAAAUUAAAAAUAAUAGGCAGAUCAUAAACUCUGAAGGUCAGAAAAUGAAAGAACGAGCCAUGCCACAGGAACCCCAAAUACCCACAAUUAGCCCCUUACACGUUACAUGUUCAGGAAUGGAUAUAGAGUAUACAGGUUUACUUUCUGAUUAUUAGGAGGUUCAAGUUUGCCCCAAAUUUCUUUAAUAACCUCAUAUCCUAUAGUACAGGAAGAUUGAAGGGCAUAUAUGUGAAUUCCUGCCUUUAUAUUCUGUAAUAUUAAACUAGCAUCACAUGUGUUGCCCAUACUGGGAUAAAACUGUCUUUGACAUCCCACUGGGUGUUUUAUUUAAGUAAAACUGGAUGGAUCAUUAUUGCAUCUUAUAUAUUUACCUAUGAUAAAUUACAUUAUCUGCAUCUUCCAGGUUUAGAAGCACGGUAUUGUGUGGUCCAUCCUCUUUAUUUUCUAAUUGUUGGUUUCUUUCGUUUGCUUACAUUCCUAAUAGGGUGAUAUAGAGAGCACAUGUAUAAUGGUCACUAGAGAAUUUAACGUAGACAAAGCAUUCGGCUUUUACAAUAGCACAUUGUGAUCAAAGUAUUUCACUCUCACACUGUGGAUCUCUUUCUUUUAGCUGACACAAUAAUUUAAUUGUUUGUGUAGUCCACCCUCCAGGCAGUGUGUGCUCUGAAUAAUGCAUGACUUUUAUUGAAUGUUUCUCCCCUACAUUUUGACGACUAUUGAUUCUGUUUGUGUUGUAGGAGGAACGAGCUUGACAUUGUUAGGGAAAUAUAUUGAUGUUAAAGGAAAUAUGUGUGUGAUGUAAAAUGCAAUGCUCCUAGGUCUCUGUGGUCCUGGUGGCAUGAUGGUAGCUGUACAUUCUGUGGGGGAUUUAGAAAGAGUAAAAAUAAAUCUGGAGAAAAGUUAUCACAGAGGAUCAAUCACUGUGGAAACCAAUGGAAUCAACAGGAGGAGAAUAUCAGUGUUUGAACCACUUUAAUAACAUUAUGUAGUUUCCUGUCAGCAAUAAUGUUUUACACCUCCAACCAUGUCUCAAUUUUCCAUAAAUAACCCCAUCCUUUGCUUGUUUAGGAUCUAUCUAGGGCAGUGAUAACAUUUUUGUUUAAAGGAACACUAUAGGAUCAGGAACACAAAAUGUCUUCCUGAACCUAUAGUGUUAAAACCAUCAUCUAGUCACCCCUGCCCCCCUAAAUAUUAUAAAAUCAUACUUGUAUUCAAGUCUGCAGCUGCUUACUGACAUCAUCAGAAGUGAUAGCCUGAGCCAAUCACAAUGCUUUCCCAUAGGAUGGCUGAGACUGUCAAGGAGGCAGAUCAGGGGCAGUCAAACACAGUUUUGGCCAAUCAGCAUCUCCUCAUAUUGAUACAUUGAAUCAAUGCAUCACUAUGAAGAAAGUUCAGUGUCUCCAUGCAGAGGGUGGCCAGGGAGUUAUGUAAUGUAAACACUGCAUUUUCUCUGAAAAGAUAGUUUUUUACAGCAAAAAGCCAAAAGGGAAUGAUUCUACUCAAAUACAAUAAGCUGUAGUUGUUCCUGUGACUAUAGUGCCCCUUUAGUUAACACAUUGAGACAUUUUCAUGAGAUUGUCUGUUCAUCCUUUACAUUUAUAUUAAAUAUUUAGCAAAUUACACCAUAAUCCAAUUUGGACUAGGCAAAUACUGCAAAAGAGGAUGAUCUUUUUUCCAUAAAAAUUUGUUCAUUUAUACAUUGAAUUUUACUUUUCAUACCUGACAAAUACAUAUUGAUGAAAUAUAUAGGGAUAAGUAAGCAUAAAAUUAAUAGUCCCAGGUAGUGACAUUUUCCCUUUAAUUCACAGAAAAAUCAUGUGCCAGUGCAGGCCGCAACUCCUGUAUUCAAGUGGCCUGGGGAGGGGCCGGGAUGCAUUUGAGCCACUGGCCCUUUUUUCCAGCCCUCUUCUUACUGGAUGAGAAAACUGAGGCCAGAACUAUUACGUAGUAUUUUAAAUAACACCAUGAAUUACUGAUACGAAGAGUGCUUUAUUGCUUUGAAGCCCAGGAAUAUAUAUAUAAUACUCCUACAUACCAAAUAAUAGAAUAGCAGAGCAAAUGGAUAUAGUUUCAAAAUAGGCUCGGCCUCUGCUAAAAAGAGACAAUUAGAAAGUAUAUAUUACUUUUAAUAUAAUUUUUUUUUUUUUUUAAUCCUAGCUGGAUUUAUCACCUUUUUUUGUUUUUAAAUUUCAUUUUACUUUGGUUGUUAUUUUUAUUUAUAAUUUGUUUCUACUACAUUGAAAUUCACAUUUAGAAAUGUAUGUAAUAUUAAAUAUGAUGAAAACCAAUAAAACCAGAUACAAAAAUAAAAUUCCAUAACUGCCAACAUUCUUGACAUCCCCAAAAAUUUACAAAUUAAAAAAAGAACAAAACUGCCCUAAAGCAACAUCCUGUUCUAACUCUAAACACACCUCCUCACGAAGCACGUGGAAUAUGUGCUUCCAUGAGUUUUAAACAAAAUACGCAUUUCUCAAUGGAGAGCUGCUAUUCUCUUAUCAGAGUUAAGUUAUGUCUUUGAACUUAAAGGACCACUAUAGGAACCCAGACCACUUCAGCUUAAUGAGGUGGUCUGGGUGCCUGGUCCAUCUAGGGUUAACCCUUUUUUCUAUAAACAUAGCAGUUUCAGAGAAACUGCUAUGUUUACCUAUGGGUUAAUCCAGCCUCUAGUGGCUGUCUCAUUGACAGCCGCUAGAGGGCUUCCGCUCUUUUCUCACUAUGAAAAUCACAGUGAGAGCACGCCAGCGUCCAUAGGAAUGCAUUGUGAAUGCUUUCCUAUGGACUGGCUGAAUGCGCGCGCAGCUCCUGCCGCGCAUGCGCAUUCAGCCGAAGAGGGAGGAGAGCUCCCUGCCCGGUGCUAGAAAAAGAGGUAAGUUUAACCCCUUCCUCUCCAUCCAGCCCGGCGGGAGGGGGACCCUGAGGGUGGGGGCCACCUCAGGGCACUAUAGUGCCAGGAAAACGAGUAUGUUUUCCUGGCACUAUAGUGGUCCUUUAAAUUAUCUGUUAUCUUGUGGGUGUGUGUAUGUUGUAGCCAUUUUAUUCUAUAUUUAUUAUUUAAAGGAACACUCCUCUUAUAUUAGUUAUAGUGCCUGGAGUGCCCUUUGUCAAGAAUGGUUUUACAACAUACUUGGGUCCCACUGUGUCCAGGCAUCAGAUGAUCACUCUGUGUGACUGAGCUCGGCCCUGUAUAACACCAUGCUAAGGUCAGGGUAGAUAUGGCAUGGGAGCCCUGGGUUCAAGGUAAGUUCUCAAACUGUUUCUAAACUUUACUCUGAAAAGGUGCCUGGCACCAUAACCACUACAAUGGGGUACAGUGGUUAUGGUACUUUCAUUUAUUCCUGUAACUUAAAAUACAUGUAAUAAUAUCUGUGAACAUUUUCACUAUGAUCUAAAGUAGUAACACAUUCAGGCAAAUAAUAUACCUGUGCAGCAGACAGUAACCUUUCAACUCUUUUCCUUCUUUCUUUGAACAUUUUCUUUGAGCAAUAUUACCGGUCCAUAGAAUAGCUGGAUGUAAAGGGAAUCUAUAGUGUUAGGAAUAGAAAGUUAUAUUCCUAACAGCAUAGUGCCCUCUGACCCCCCUUCCCCCACCACUCUAUCACAUCCCCCCUGCCUCGGCACACUAAGGGUUAAAAACCCUUUUAUAUACUCACCCAAUUCCACCACCAAUGUCCCUUGGCUCUGGGUUGUGCCUGCCUCCUCCGAUGUUAUCUGACGGGGGACCUAAUGCACAUGAGCGCAUGCAUGAGGCCUUUCCCUUUUGGGAAAGUAUUGAUUUCAGUGUUUUCCCAUAGUUUUCUUUGACGCUAGAUGUGCUCAUGCAAAGUGUGAGGAUGUUUAGCGUCAUUUCACAGGGUAAAACUGUGCAACUCCCGGAAGGGCCUCUGGUGGCUGUCUGGAAGUUUCUGAAAAACUGAAAUGGUUUACAUUGCAGGACAAAGGGUGACAGGGACACUGCACGCAGACCACUUCAAUGAGAUGAUGUGGUCUGGGUGCCUGUAGUGUCCCUUUAAUGUUAUUGUCACGGCACUGCCGUGCACUCACCCGCUCGUGGGUGCCUGCGACGUCCUCGCGGCAGAGUUGCGGUACUUGCUGCUCCCAGAGACCCCUCUCCCGGGUCUGCGGCGGCUUCUCCUCUCCCUCUCGCCGCUGAGGUCCACGGCAAGUUCUUCACCGGGAGGAGGAAGAGAGCUGCAGAUCUGUUAGGGGAGGACAGGUCAGGGACUAUGGUGCAAACCAAGAUGGUGCUGAGUCCCUGACCCCUCUUUAUGUGUGCUCCAACUACUGGUGGGAGUCCCUGACCCCUCUGUGUGCUCCAACUACUGGUGGGAGGUGGCUGGCCACCUAUGUAAAGGACCACUAUAGUGCCAGGAAAUUUUCCUGGCACUAUAGUGCCCUGAGGGUGCCCCCACCCUCAGGGUCCCCCUCCCGCCCGGCUCUGGAAGGGGGGGAAAGGGUUAAAACUUACCUUUUUCCAGCGCUGGGCAGGGAGCUCUCCUCCUCCUCUCCUCCUCCGUUCCUCCCCGUCGGCAAGAGCUGCGCGCGCAUUCAGCCGGUUGCAUAGGAAAGCAUUUACAAUGCUUUCCUAUGGAUGCUGGCGUGCUCUCACUGUGAAAAUCACAGUGAGAAGCACGCAAGCGCCUCUAGCGGCUGUCAAUGAGAAAGCCGCUAGAGGCUUUGGGGGAAGGCUUAACUCAUUCAUAAACAUAGCAGUUUCAGAGAAACUGUGUUAAUCCUAGCUGGACCUGGCACCCAGACCACUUCAGCUGAAGUGGUCUGGGUGCCUACAGUGGUCCUUUAAACCAAGCACACCUUCCAGUCUGCGCUUGGUUAUUUUACUUGCCUUUUGCCCUGAUUUUCAGCUUAUGUUCCUGGUUCCUGACCCUUGAUUGAUUAUCCUUGCCUGCUGCCAGACCUGACUCCAGAUUGAUCGGCUUCUCUUGUCUGCUGCCUGACUUUGGAUUCAUUUACUGUGCCUCCUGCUCUUUCUUCUCUCGGAUUCCUCAUUUGGCUUGUUCUCAUUAAAGGCCUCUGUGCCACCACAGACCCUUCGGGAUCCUGUCACCACUUCCAGGUGCUCCUGAAGGUCAUGAUUGUAAGGGAGUGCUGUUCCACUGCAGUUGGGUUCCAUCACCUCUGCAAAAACGCGAGGUGGGUGUGUCAUAAUAACCAAGCCCAAAAAGAAUCAUGGAACCCGCAGGAACAGCUGAAGCUAUUACUGCCUUGACCCAACAAAUGAUGGCCUUAGCCCAAGCCAUUCAGGAUCUACAAGCCAGCAACACCUCACUACAUGAACAGAGAAGGGCUCAGUCCGUACCCCUCCUCUGCUGCCCACAUGUCGCCUAUGUCUCUUGAACCAAACAUUCCCAUGCCUGACAAGUUUACUACUAUUCACUCUAAAACCACGUACCUACCCUAAUGACUAUGUGAAGGUUUGCACUACUAUAGCUUUGUUAUCUAGUCAACCCCAAACCUGGGCACAUCAACUCCUGCACUCCAACAGUCCAAUAUUGGACUAUUGGGACUCAUUUGCUGCAACUAUGCGCUCGUUAUAUGAUGAUCAUUUGAGACCUUCUGCUGCUCGCAGUACCCUCCGUUCCCUCUGGCAGGGAAAAAGACCCGUGGAAGACUACACCACAGACUUCCAGGAGCUAGCUGCUGACACAGGCUAUAACGAGACUGGCCUGAUAGAACAAUACAGACUGGGUCUAUCUGAGGUCUUAAAAGAUGAACUAGCCAGAGUUGGGGUACCCACUUCUUUGGAAGAGCUGAUCCUCCUGGUCACCCAAUUAGACCGAUGCUUCCGUGAACAGAGAAGUUAGAGACAAACUCCAGCCAGUCUAUGGCCUCUGGAUUUAUCUGGUUCUGUGGCUUCUGCUGCUUCUUUUUCCUCCAAGGAACCCAUGUAAAUAGGCAUGGUUCUUUCAGUUUCCCCACCGGAUAUAUAUACAAACGGAAAAUAGAAAAUGGACCCAGGGAACACCAGAAUUUGCACAUAAAUUUUUUUUUCUAUUCAUGCAACACAGUAAUAGACUAAACAGUUUUAACAGAAGAAAGAGUGCAUAAAACAGUGCAAAAUAUGUUCGAACAAUAGUCCCAUAACCACUUCAGAGUAACAAUAAAGUGCUUAGAAUAACUACAUACACCCAGAUAAUAUGGUAUACUAACCAAGAGCAGGAGAAAUAAUAGCCCCGACAUUUCGGCCCUUAAAGGACCACUAUAGUGCCAGGAAAACAAACUUGUUUUCCUGGCAAUAAAGGGUCAUUAGGUCCCCCCACCCUCAUGGCCCCCCUCCUGCUGGGCUAAAGGGGUUAAAACCACUUACCUUUCUCCAGUGCCGGACUCCCUCGGUGCUGGUGACCUAUCCUCCAACUCUGCGCAUUAAAAAUUCCCAUAGGAAAAUCAAUUGAUUUUCACAGUGAGAAUCGCUGAAGCGGCCUCUAGUGGCUAUCAGUGAGACAGCCACUAGAGGCUGGAUUAACCCUGCGGUGUAAAGAUAGCAGUUUCUCUAAAACUGCUAUGUUUACAUCUGAAGGGUUAAAACCUGGGGGACCUGGCACCCAGACCACUUCAUUGAGCUGAAGUGGUCUGGGUGCCUAGAGUGGUCCUUUAAGCCUUCUUCUGAGGUCUGCUAGAAUAACAGCAACCAGGAACCACAAACAACUAAACCACAAACAUGAGGCCUGUUUUUGCAGCUGAAACAACAUGAGGAAAACAUAAGCUGAAAGAUAUGGUUGUGUUUCUUGGUGAAAUGAGUUAACAUAGUGAGUAUUCCUUGUUUCGGCUGUCCGACAUGAGCACAUCUAAUCAUGUAUUAAGACUAUUUUGGCUGGGAAGUUAGCAAUAGAAAGUGAUUACACUACAAGUUAUGGAACCAGGUGGCUACCUAGCCAGGUGUAUACCCAUCAAAGUAGCGUUCAAAUAAGAUGCUGGCAUCCACUUUUAGCGACUAAAUAGACAUGAUCUCAAACAGGUGCUGUGUUUUGCUUCAGUCUCACUUCUCUCUUAUGCCACAUGCUAAACGGAGCGGUUACCACACCAACCUUGCAGUGUAAAUUUCACACGGGUAGCUCAGGCUGAUCUAAUAAUUAAUUACGUACAGAGAAAGUAUGCCGAAAGUAAUUCUUUUGUUAAAACAAACUCUUUGUUAAGGAAAACUAAAAGCUCUGCCCUUUGGCCAGACUGUGUUUGCUGGAAUUUGUUUCCCUUUUUUGCCUCUUCUUAAUUAAACAGCUAGAGGUGAUAUUUCAUUUUAUUAUGUUUCAAACAGCCUUAAGCAGUGCAUUGUUUCAGAAAUGUGGGAACACAUGCAAUUCAAUGCUGUCAACUGUUUUCAUGGAGUAAUGUUUCUCCUUGGGGCAGUAUCUCGAAAACCUAAACUAUGUUAUUCACUUAAAGAUAAGUGUAUUUGUCCCAUUGAACUCUCUCAAUGUUUGUGGGGCUGUCUGUGGUAUUAUGUUUAUUUAUGUGGAUUCUUUGUGGAAUUGUGUGUGUCUGUAGGAUGGCACUCAAAGAUGUAAUUUUGGGCUUUGGGUACAAUUGCAGGGGGUGCUCAGUUUUAUAAAAGCAGCCAGUGUGAUGCUUGUAGAGUCUUUUACAGUAGGUAAAUAAUACCUAACCUCAAGCUGUAGAAAGCCAGUUAAUGUAAAUAUCAUGAAAUUGUUGACAUCUGUGGUUAUCUGUAUAUGAAGUGAAAAAUGGAGGUUGUGAGUGUUAUUCAUACCAUCGCAACCCAACUCUGGCAUCCAGAGAAUCUGGAUACCAGUGGAAGGGGAGUAAAGGGAAUGUGCCAGUAAUGUCACUCACUGGUUUCACCCAAUAGGGCAGGCUUACCCGUAAGGUGGGUCUGCCACGAAUUACUGGCAAAAACAGCCUAGUGUGAAUGCACGUUAGGAUGUCUGCCAACCAGCCAGACCAGCACACUGAGGGCAGAUCCUGCCUUGAACACUGGUUAGUACUCUGUGCAGGAUCCUAGUGCCCUGAACAUAGCGCAUGCUUGAAGAAUGAGGCAGUCUUGCUAUGCUUGGUAGGGACAGUUUCCUUAUGUCACCAAAAGUGGGAACUAAAAAAUCAGGACUGUCAUGCCGAAAUCGGAAUGGUUGAGAUGCCGGGUUAUGUAGUGUGUGAAAUCCAUUUGAAAUGUUAGAUUGUUCGAAUUCCAAUAUUUGUUUAAUACAAACCCUCCCAACUAGUUCCAACCAGUUAAAGUCAUCCAUGUUAGAGAAAACUAGUCUGAUAAAUUCCUUAUCAUCUCAAUGCAGGGGGUGGUCAUGCUCUCAGCUGCACUGAGAUAAUGUGUGUUUUAGCUCACCACUAAGGCCCUUCGUUUAUAUCAAAUCAUUCUUAAACACUUUAAUAUGAGGGAUCUUGCCAGGGGACUCUUGGGAACAUAAACACUACAGAAAAUGCCACUUUACAUUGCUUUACACCAGGGAACGGUCCCUGGGCAGCCCACUAUAGCAGUGCCUAAUGCAGGCUUCCAGAGGGCCCCACCCAUUAUGUAUCUCAUCUGUGACAUGGGCUGUGUCACUGGUGACGUCCCCCCAGGGCCCUGCGCACCCGCCCCAUUCCAUAAUUCCCAUUGUUGGGAGUUGUGCAUAUAUAGCAGUAGUAAAGGAGGUUAUAAUGCAUUAGAUGCAUUAUUUCUUAUCAGCAUGAUUGUCAAGGACAUUAUUGCGAUUUCAUGGUCUCAGGAAGUGGAGGCUAUAUUGUUUCAAACAAGCACAUUUGAAAAAUAUUAUUUUUUUUUUUUAAACUGUAAAUCUGUCAAAUGUUGCUCUAUCUGAAUUAUCUGCACACAUGCUGUAUUUAUAGUAUUACUGCAGCUGUGUUUACUUUUAUUUGCGGUGUUCAAAAAUACUGUGUUUUUUUUUUUCCCUUAAGUGUCCCACUUCUUGCAUUUACUCUAUUCAUAUGUCACCUGGUAAAUCUGUAGACAACAUCCAAGCUAAAGUUACAUUCAUUUGCUGGACACCAUCAUGAAGUUCCAUGCAAUGGAUUUAUAGAUUUCCCCUCUCUGAAAGAGAGUCUUCUGGCAUCAUACAUUGUAAUUAAGGAAAAAGGGAGAUAAUGACUGGUCUGUCAUUCUGGCUAUUUUUACUACAAUAUGUCUUAGAACUGUAAAGUCAGUUUUAGACUCCUGCUGUAUACCAUGCUAAGAUUCUUCUAUUUUUAGUUUGCUGGAAAACCAUAUCAUCUGGGGUUUGUUAAAGCAUUUGAUAAAUUAAUCAUCUGAAUGUUUUCAGUUCUCUUUUACUCCACAUCUUUUGGUGCUGGGAACAAAAAUAAAAACCUUUUUAAGGCCCUUACUGAUUUAGUUUGUGUUACGUCAAAUCCUGGAGUUCUUUUUAUAUUCCUUAUAAACUGCUGGACUGUCAACUAAUUGCAUUUUAGUAUUGCGCUCACUGUGUUGUGUCUUGGUAACAACAAAACAGCAUUCUAAAUACUGGACAUUUACUAUCAGCAGCAAUAUGGUGAUAGUGUGGAAGUAAGCCUCAUAGUUUGAAAUAUUAGCAGGAGAUAAGAGGGGAAAUACAUUAAAGGAAAUUCCACGUACCAUAACGACUGCCACCUGAUGUAGUGGUUAUGGUGCCAUGAAUGCUCUAGUGCCCUCCCAGUAUAACUAAUCAAGCUUUUAAUUGGACACUAUAGGAUUUGUUACAUUUCAAUUGUUUUAUUAAUUGUAUGAAGGUCUUUUAAUGUUUUUGUAUAUUGGAAAAUCGAAUAAAGAUUUAUAUAAAAAAUAAAAUGGACACUAUAGUCACCAAAACUAAUUUGGCUUAAUGAAUCAGCUUUGGCAUAUAAAUCAUGCCCCUGCAGCCUCACUGCUCAAUUCUCUGCCAUUUAGGAGUUCAAUCACUUAGUCACACCUCUCUGCAUGUGACUUACACAGCCUUUCUAAACACUUCCUGUAAAAAGUCCUCUAAUGUUUACACUUCCCUUAUCGCAAAUUCUGUUUAAUUUAGACUUUCUCAUCUCCUGCUCUGUUAAUAGCUUGUUAGACCCCACAUGAUGCUCCUUUAUGUAGUUAAUGUUCCAUUUACAGAGCAGGAGAUAAAAACUUUCAAAGUAAGUUACAUCUGAUUGAGAAUGAAACCAUUAUUUUUUUUUCAUGCAGGAUGUGUGAGUCACUGCUAGGGGAGUUGUGGCAGGGGCCGAAUAAACAGAAACAAAAGUGAUUUAACAUCUAAAUGGCAGAGAUUUGAGCAGUGAGACUUCAGGGGCAUGAUAUAUACACCAACACAGCUUCAUUAACCCCUUAAGGACACAUGACAUGUGUGACAUGUCAUGAUUCCCUUUUAUUCCAGAAGUUUGGUCCUUAAGGGGUUAAAGGACCACUAUAUUGCCAGGAAAACAUACUCGUUUUCCUGGCACUAUAGGGUCUCUAGGUCCCUCCCACCCUUAGGGUCCCCCUCCUGCCGGACUCUAGGGGUAGGAAGGGGUUAAACACUUACCUUUUCUCCACCGCCGGGCUCCCUUGGUGGUAGGGACUCUCCGCCUCCUUUCCCCAUCAUCGACUGAAUGCGCAUGUGUGGCACGAGCCGCGCGCACAUUCAGCCAGUCCAGAGGAAAGCAUUCUCAAUGCUUUCUUAUGGACACUGGCGUCUUCUCACUGUGAAAAUCACAGUGAGAAGCGCGGAAGCGCCUCUAGCGGCUGUCAAUGAGACAGCCACUAGAGGCUGGAUUAACCCAUAGGUAAACAUAGCAGUUUCUCUGAAACUGCUGUUUACAGCAGAAAGGGUUAAUCCUAUGUGGACCUGGCACGCAGACCACUUCAUUAAGCUGAAGUGGUCUGGGUGCCUACAGUGGUCCUUUAAGCUAAAGCUGUUUUGGUGACUAUAUAGUGUCCAUUUUAAGAAGGGUUUUUAAAACUUUACCUGGAGUCCACUGUGCACCCGCAGCCUCCUCCCUUGUAGCCAGAAGCUGCUGCAACGGGUUUCCGUUAGCUACACUGAGCUAAACACUGCUGGGCAGGACUGACUCAUUGGCUGAGAGCAUCAAUUGAGUGCUGUCACUAAUAAAGCACCGGUACCACAGGUACAUUUCCAAACCGUUCUUAAACUAGAACAGAGCAAUAAUGAUUGGCUUCCUAUUAAUCCAUAGGUUAUCCACUAGAUCUAUAUUUCCACCAAUUUCAAUACACAUGUGAUUUUCAAAGAGUAGUUUACUCAUAAAUUAAAGGAAACAAAAUAUAUCCAUAGUGUUAAACUGUAUUGACAUUAAAAGAUAAAAAAACAUUCCUAGGUUUAAGAUACAUAUAACAAAAACAAAGCUCAAUACAUAACAUUUCAGUAAACGCAAUCCGUUGUUUAAUCCAAAACAUUUCAUCCAAUGUAUUUCUAAUAACGUUUUCACAAGCCUGACCCUUGAAAAUGCCUGCUUAAGUAAGGUCAUGGAAAAGCAAAACAGCCGGAAAUUGAUAUUAAAGGAACACUGCAGACACAGAACGCAAACCAGCUUGCUAAAGAGCUUUAUGUGUAUGAAGUUUGCCACAUUUGUGAACGUUUCUUUUUUUUUUUUUUUUGUAAAUAUGAUUUUUAUUUGUUUUGCAAAUAAAGGAAAUAGGGAACAUUGAUACUCGCAGGUAUCUAUUGGCAUAUGAACAAGUGCACAACAUGUGCAAAUAACAAUCAUGGAGAAUGCGCAGAUGUGUUUCAGAUAAGCGCAUCAUAAAGAAAAGAAAAAGGGUGGUGACGGUUGGGUAUCGUAUCAUAGGAAGGCAUUUGUAGGGGGACGCAGGUCCCAUUAAUUGUACUUAGUGCUUAUCGCCUUGGAACAUAAAAGGAGAACAGAGAAAGGGAGGGGGAGGGGAAAGAAAAUGCGUUCAAGUAAACAGGCAGUGGUGACACGCAGGUCACCUUUUAAGACACAAGUAACAUUAUCGUGGUGGACUCGCAGGUCCUAUGAAGUAGAAACAGUGGGUGGUACUUUCACAUGCUCUAUAGGGUGACAGUGUGGACACGCAGGUCCUGUUCCACCUAAGGGUAGGAUUCGUGGCAGGAGGUGAUGGUCACUGCUUGUGUUUCGUUGCCUUUUGCCGGUCUCGGCCUGGUGCCAUUAGUUAUUAUGUAUUAUAUGGUGGGCUUACCAGUCCCUCUGUCCUGUAUAUGUGCUUGUACCACUCUCCCACUUUUUAUGUAGUCGCCUGUUGCAUAGGCAUUUACUCUUUGGACUCGCCGGUCCCAAAACUCCUUUUAUAUUGGUCCUAUAAUAGUUUUGUUGUGAUGUGGCCGGGGUGUAGGGAAGAGGAGGGAGGAAAGAAAGUGGGGGGGGGGGGGGGGAAGAGGUUUGGGGUGUACAGUACCAGUCACAAUUAUCUGGAUCGUCAUGUGCGGUCUCAGGGUCUAGUUGAGUGGUGGCGUCUGUCGCUGUGAGGAGAUGUCUAUUGUGGUGUCUGGUGCUAGGGCUGCUUCUCGUCCUUUGUUUGGGCCCGCUGUUGGACGGUGAUAUUGUCUGCCCCAGUCAUUGAUUUUGUCUGUGAACCCGGCUCCCGCCGUUGUCAGGAUCCAGUGUGUCCAUGUGUCAAGGUAUUUUUGUGUUCUGUCCGUAGAUUUCAUGUGUAUGUCUUCCGUCUCCCUUAGGGCCUCCAUUUGUGUGAGCCACUUGUCCGGUGUAGGUGCGUCCUUGCGUUUCCAGUGUUGUGGGAUGAGCUGCUUUGCUACAUUAAGUAUCCUAAUAGUGAUUGAUCGUUUGUAUCUAUUACUUGGUAUGGUAGUGUGAUGGAGGAGCAUUGCAGCGGGGUCAAAGGGGGGUGGCUGGUCCGUGAAUAUCUUUAGCAUUGUAUGUAUCCCCUGCCAAAACGGUUGUAUCUCUGCGCACUCCCACCAAAUGUGUAAGAACGUCCCGAGUCCCACCCCGCAUCUCCAACAUUGUGCUGAUUGGUCUGGGUAUAUUUUGUGUAGGGCAGCUGGGGUGCGGUACCAAAGCGUUAGUAGUUUAUAUGCUGUUUCUUGGUGUUUGCUGAACGCUGCGCAGUGGUGUGUUAACGAGCACAUCUUUUCCCAUUCCCCUUCGCUAAAGCUGCGGUUCAGUGCCGUUUCCCAUUUUCCUUUGAACCCGGGCAAUUCCGUUGGGAUUUGUAUCUGUAGUGAGUUGUAUAAGGUGGAUACACCGUGGGGGAGGGGUUCUGGGUCGAGACACAGUUGUUCGAACCACGUGGGGGCGCGCCCCAGUGCUUGCCCCUGGGGGAGGGUCUUAAGGUAGCUCUUCAGCUGGGCGUAUUUGUAUUUCUGUGCAAAGGUGGUAGUGUUUUCGCCUAUAAUUUCUGUAAGGGUCCUCGGGCCUGUCUGAGUGUAUAUGUGAUGUAAUCUGGGUAGGGGGUCUGGGAUGAGGUCUCUGAAGGCCAGGGAGUCGAGUCCUGGUGGAAACUCCGUAUUAUGUGUCAGGGGGGUCAGCGGUGAUGGGUAUGGGGCGAGGCUGCCUCGGGCUGCCAUCCUGUGCCACACCUGUAGGGUGGAUUUCACGUAUAUGGGUAUGUUUCCUCGCUUCCUUGGUGGUAACCAUGGGGCGAGCGCUAUGGGGAUCCCUAGUUCUGCCUCUUCCACCGACUUCCACAGUUUAUGCACGUUGUCUUUCGACCAUUCCGCUAUUCGCAGGAGGUGACAGGCGACGUAAUAGAGGUGGAAAUCUGGUAGCGCCAUACCCCCCUUGUCUUUCGGUUGUGUGAGUUGUGAAAAUUUGAGCCUGGGUCUCCUCCCGUUCCACACAUAUCCCCCUAGUACCUUGCGAAGAGAGCUGAAGUAAGUUUGGGGAAUACAUAUGGGCAUUGCUUGCAUCAGAUACAGAAGCCGAGGGAGAAAAUUCAUUUUGACUACUUGGACUCGUCCAAGCCAGGAGAUGUGAGGAUACGACCAAUCCCCUGUGUCCCUCCUGAACGAGGCCAACAUCGGUGUGAAGUUUUCUGUAAAUAGGCUUGUGCUGUGUUUGGUGAGCCAAAUGCCCAAGUAUCUAACUUUGGUGUCUGCCCACUGGAACGGGUGGCUUUGGCGGAGUAUGCCCUCCCUAUGCCGGGGCACUGAGAUGUUAAGUAUGUAUGACUUUUUGAAGUUUAUUUUCAUGUUGGAUAGGAUGCCGUAUUCUCUGAAGGCUUUGAUUAUGUUCGGGAGUGAGAUUUCGGGAUUUGUGACAAAGAAUAGCAGGUCGUCGGCAUAAGCCGCGACCUUAUGGUGUGUGCCGCCCAAUUCCACCCCCUGGAUGUCUGGAUUGUGCCUCACCGCGUGGAGAAACGGCUCUAGGGCCAGGACGAAGAGCAGCGGCGACAAGGGACACCCCUGGCGGGUGCCGUUGUGUAUGGUGAAAGCCUUUGUGGGUGCGCCAUUGACAAUGACUUGUGCCCUAGGUUGCCUAUACAGGGCCUCUAUCCAUCCCCUCAUGUGCGUCCCCAAACCCAGGUGUAUAAGGGCCUGAAACAGGUAUGGCCAUCCGAUCCUGUCGAAGGCCUUCUCCGCGUCCGUGGAGAGCAGGAGAAGGCCUCCGUUCCUGGCCGGUCCCCCGUGUACUAUCGAUAGUGCCCUUAUAGUGUUGUCCCUGGCCUCGCGACCCGUUACGAACCCCACCUGGUCUGGGUGGACCAGGGUGGGGAUGUGCUGUUGUAGGCGAGUUGCCAGUAUCUUCGCCAUCAAUUUCAGGUCGCAGUUUAUGAGGGAAAUUGGUCUAUAGUUGCCGCAAUGCUCUCCGUCUCUGCCCUCCUUGGGUAUGAUUGUGAUGUGCGCCAUGAGGGAUUGUGUGGGCCAGUGGUGUCCCUCUCUGAUCGCAUUAAAAGAGGCCACCAUCGGAGUGUAUAGGGUCUCUGCGAAGCAUUUAUAGUAGCGCAGCAUGAGGCCAUCUGGUCCCGGGCUUUUUCCUGGUUUUGUCGCUUUGACUGCCCACGCCAGUUCUUCCGUGGUGAUGGGUUCAUCAAGCGCUUCUGCUGUGUCCCUUUCUAUGCGCGUGUGUGUAUGUGUCUGCAGGAAUUCUUGUAUUUUGUGUAUGAGGUUGGUUUGUGUCUGCGGGUCUUGCGGCCCUGGGAGGUUAUACAGCUCGGAGUAGUAUGAGUGUAUCACCUCCUGAACCUUGUCGGGGAGGCGGUGUAGAGUGCCUGUUUUGUCCCGUAUCUUUUCGAUAUAUAGGUGUUGUCUACGCUUGGUGAGCAUUCGCGCAAGGAGUUUUCCACUCUUGUUGCCAUGGAUAGUGAAAAAUGCGUUAUGCCGCGCUGCUUCCCUGUGGUGUCUAGCGUGUAGGAGUGUGGCUAGUUCCCUCCUUAGCUGGAGCAGCUUUACCUGGUUGUCUAGGUGUCCGUCCCUUUUGUUGGAUUCGUCUAGCGCGUGUAUGUCUUGUAUGAGUGUUGUAAUUUGUGCCUCUCGUUGUCUUUUCAGCCUUGCCCCUUUCUGUAUGAGGUGACCUCUAACCACACAUUUGUGUGCCUCCCAGGUAAGUGUGUGUGAGGUCUGUGCUGGGGUAUUUUCUGUAAAGUAGUCUCCCAAUAGUUUACUAGUUUCCGUUACGAUUUCUGGGAGCGACAGCAUAUAGUCGUUUAGUCUCCAUUUGGAGACCUUGGGCCUAUGUAGUGGGGACGUUAGAGUAAGGGUGACCGGCGCGUGGUCUGACCACGUUGCCGUACCGUGUUCCACUGCCCUCACCAGGGCCAGGUCAUAGUGGGACAUGAAGAAGUAAUCCAGUCGUGUGUAUGUGUUAUGUGGGUAGGACAGGAACGUAUAGUCCCGUUCGUCUGGGUGGUGUGCCCUCCAGCAGUCCAGGAGGUGUAGACGUCGAAAAAGGGUCUUGAUGUGAGUCAGGUGUUGGGGCGGGACUCUCGAGGUCCCUGAGGACGAGUCCCAUUUUGGGUCCAUGGUCAGGUUGAAGUCCCCUCCCAGGAUUAGUAUGCCCUCCGCGAACAAUCGAAGUAAACGUAGAGUGCGGGUGAAAAACCUGUAGUGUCUCUGGUUGGGGGCAUAUAUAUUAGCGAAAGUAUAGGUGGUGUCCGCUAUCGUGCCCUUCAGGAAUAGAAAUCUCCCCUCGGGGUCAGUCUCAGUCGCUAUUUCUGUGAACGGUACGUGUUUGUGUAUUAGUAUGGCCACUCCUCGCGAUUUUCCCGCACUAUAGUCACUGUAGUAGCCCUUAGUAUAGUGAUGGUCAGUCAUUUUGGGUCUAGAUCCGUCUCGAAAGUGCGUUUCCUGCAUAUAUACAAUAGACGCUCCAGUGCUAUGGAAGUUUCUCAGGGCAUGCGAGCGUCUUUCAGGUUUAUUUAGUCCUUUAGCGUUGAUUGUGGUGAUAUGAAGAUAUGCCGGUCGCAGUGACAUGGUCGGGGUUGGGGGGAGUUGGGGGGGGAGGGUCAAUCAGCGUGGGAAGGUGGGGGAGGGGAACCAGCGCCUGUAAGAGCGCUGUCUAGGUACGAGCGUCUGGGUAGGGAUAAGCGCCUGUCCACCAGGGAUAAGGGGCAAUUACCCGCCCAGUACCUUGCGCCCUAUCCUAAGGGGGGGUCGAAGGAAGUUGCAAACCACUAGGUAGCGCGCGUGAGGGUGGGGUCUACCGAAUCGUAGGCAAGUCCUUUUAUGAACUCCUCCGACGUCGUCCCCUGUUGGCUCUGUUUGCAUGUGUGUCAACUUUAUGUUCCUCGCCUUGUGAGGUGUUGGCCCUAGGGCCUUCUAGUUAUGGUGUGUGUCAGGUUUAAAUUUGAGCAUAUGAAUAUAUGAAAGGUCAGAGGGGGAAACCUUAUGCAUAUGAAAAAUGUAAAAUAUAAAAUGAGAAACAUAGAAAACAGUUAUAACAGUUAUAACAUUCCAGUCAUGGAGCUUCAUGUUGGGUGUACCCCUGCCACCUGGUCCCUGUGCUCAUGCACCCGUCCUGCCCGCAUUUCCAUCCGGCCGCCCCUCCUCCAUGCAUGGGCAGGAUAGGUCUUUCUCUUGGGUUCUGUCUCUCUCCCCUCCGCUCCUUGGGGAGCCCGGGCCCCCAGCAGGCCAGGCCGGUGCCGGCUCCCCCCACGCGCUCACCUAAGUGGGUCGUCACGCGUGGGUCAGGAGGUCGGCCCCGGCCCGGCCCGGUCGGGGCACAGGCCCCGCAUUCCCUCUCUCCGGGCAUGGGUCCCCCAGCAAAAUACAAUACUAGCAAGCAUUGGGCUCUGCCCCCAACCCCCCAUCCCUUCUCAGAGGCACCCGGGUCUCAGUACAGUGCCCAGUAUUCCCAUCAGGUCAUACAUUUUUUUUCUUUUUUUUCUCAAAGGGACUCGGCUAGCUUGUGUGGCCCAGUGAGGCCUCCCCGUAUCAAGCUAUAGUUCUAUGUCUAGGGGAGCUAAAGUCCCUUUUAAAAACAGAGCAACUGGGCUUGGGGGGUUGUGAUACUUGCGGGGAGCCGUCUGAGCGAUGUUUCAGAGCUGCACGGCUGCUCGGUGCCCCAUCAUUGCUGUCACUGCUGAGGAAGUUCGUGAGGGUCACUCGGCUGGGCACUUGGGCUGUGGGGCGGCAGUCAACAACGCCUGUAUGCGGAGUCAUGUCCAGGCAGCACAAGACAGGUCCAGGUUUCUUACGCCUCUGGUUACAUAGUUGCCCCCGACGGGCGUAUCGUUUGCAUGCGGGAUCUUCGCUGUCUCUGUGGUUUUUGGGUCGGUGUCUGGGUGCUUGCGGCAAACGUGUAGAAGGCCAGGGGGUCUGGCCACUGCAUAUGGAUCGGCGGGAGCUGCAGUUCUCGUGUUAACCCUGUCAGGUCAUCUUCUCCCUUGACUAGGAAGGGGCCUGUUGGUGUGAAAACGUGCAGGCCUGUUGGGAAGGUCCACCGGUACCUUAGUUUGUUAGAUUGCAGGAUUCUCGUCAGCGGGCGCAUCGCCCGGCGAUAGGCCAGCGUGGCCGGGGACAGGUCCGGAUAGAGUUGGACCUCUGCUCCGUUUAUGAGGACGUGGUCAGUCUCCCGUGCUCUCCGCAAUAUGUCCUCCUUAAGUUGAAAGCUGGCCAAGCAACAGAUGAUGUCCCUGGGGGGGUCUUCCGGGGCCCCUUUAGGGCGCAGUGCGCGAUGUGCUCUGACAAAGUCAAUUUUAGUGGACUCAGGCCUGCUCAGCAGUUUGUUAAAGAGGUCUGUGAGUGUCUCUUUCACGGGUUCAGUGUUGGCAGUAUGUUCAGGGAUACCUCUUACUCUGAUAUUUUGUCUUCUGCCUCUGUUGUCCAAGUCCUCUAUAUGGUAUGCCAUCUGUCUGAGUUGUGCAGAUUGCUUAAGUAUGGCGUCGGUAGUUGUAGAUUGUACCGCGUGUGCGUGAUCAUUAUCUGCUUCCAGCUGGGAGACUCUGUGGUUGAGGCCCUGCAGGUCCUCCCUCAUGGCGUGCAGUUCUGUUGUAAUUGAUUUCUGCAGGGCUGCAUUAGCUUCUUUAAGAUCUGCUUUGGUGGGUAGGUUGCUGAGUACCCUCACCCAAUCCAGGGGGGGCUCUGCCGUGCCAGCGGCAUCUAGUUCGUCUCUCCCGGGCGGCGACAGCGUGUUGUCCGUGGCCAGGGACUCAUUUGAGGCCUGAGAUGCGAGAUCGGCCGGGGUAAGCAGGUAUUGCCUCAUCGAGGGUGCCGGGGACCCCCUAGGGGUGUCCGCGGACUUCACUGCUUGCGUGGCUCUGUGUGAUUUCCCCAUCGUGCGGUCCUGACACACGGCUCGGCGAGGGAAAGUGCAGAGCCGGCGGGGAGCUCCCUCACUAAGCCGCCAUCAUGUUCGGCGUCCAAGCCACGCCCCCCGUGAACGUUUCUAAAGGGGCUGAUUUCAAUAGAAACCUGCACUUUUAUACUUCAGUGUCUGUCAAUCAGAAUGACAGGGAGGAUUUCUUCUCCAUGGAGUUCCAGGAAGUGUUAGGCGUGCUGUUCUAGCACACACUUGUCUUCUCUCCUUGUCGGUGAGUUGUAUUACAGCAGCCUCUGAUUGGACUAUCUCUGGCACACACUGAAAAUCUGGGCUGCGGAAGAAAGAAGAGAAAGGCUUACAAAGGCUGCAGAAAAGAGAUCUGCCACCUUUGCAUGUUGUUUUUAGAUAUACCCCAAUGAAAAAACUACAAAAAUAAAUGUUUGCGUUUUUUCAUAGGGGAUGUAUCUAAAUUGCUAAAUAGUGAUGUAAACUUUUUUUUUGUUUUUGGAGGAAAAGGUGGGCAAUGGACUGAUCCUUUAAACCAGAAAUUAGAUGCACUUCCUGGUGGCUAACUGAGUGACACUGGACAUACUCACGCUCUGCAUAAGGACAUCUAGCGUCAGAAAAAUCUCCAUAAGAAAGCAUUGAGUCACUGAUUUAACAUUGGGGGGCCUAGUGUAUUCCUUGCACUAUAGAAUCCCUUUAAUUACCUGUGGCCAGAAAAAAAGUUUAUUGUUUUAAUUAAAGGGAAUCUAUAGUGUUCGGAAUACAAAGUUGUAUUCCUAACACUUUAGUGACCUUUGGCCCCCCCUUCUCCCCCACAAAAAGGGUUAAAAACCCUUUAAUCACUUACCAAUUUCAGAGCUGAUGUUCCUUUUCCUCUGGCUUGCACUGUCUCCUCUGACGUCAUCUGAUGGGGGGACAUAUUGUGCAUGCGUGGUGAGAGCUGUGAGCUCUUGAGGCCUUGCCCAUAGGAAAGCAUUGGCGUCCAGCAUCAUUUUACAGAGUGAAACUCCGUGAAACUCCAGGAAGCACCUCAAUGCAGUCUUACUACUGCAAUGUAAUCAUUGCAGCUUCACAAAAAACUACGUUUUACAUUACAGGACUAAGGGGGACUGGGACACUGAACCCAGACCACUUCAAUGAGAUGUAAGUGGUCUGGGUGCCCAUAGUUAAUUUGUUAUUCAGUAAAAUGAUUGUUGUUUAGUGAAUAUUCUUCUUUUGAAAUACAAUGCAUUGCUCAGUCUGGCAUUACAGCUGUAGAAUCCUCUGCAGACCCUGUAUUUUGAAAAGUACAAUGAAAUGAGAGGAUUAAUUCUGGAUGAUACAUGGUUUGGUUUGGUAAAAUCAUUCUGUUUAAGUGGAUUACAGACUUGCUUCAUCUGUAAUUACAUGUUCUUUAUUUAAACAUUAACCUUAAAAUCUUAUUAUUCAGAUAUGUUUAUUUUAUUUUCAGCCGCGUUUUUAGAAUGUACGCUAUGCUUUUGUGGCAAAGGAGAUAUUAAAACAUCUGUCCACAAAUAUAAGGCAUACAGUUGGCUUGCAGCUGAAAUAGCUGUGAUGCCACAGUUAAUAAAAUAUUUUUCUUUAGAUUGCCAAGAAAAGAACAAAAUGUGUGUAGAGCUUACCGUGUGUUGCAUAUACGUGUGCAAAUGCAUGUGGCAUUCCUUUUCAACUUCCAUUAGAGAGAAAAGUGUUUGUCCAGUACAGAGUUCACUAAAGUGCUACUUGUCUGGAAUUCAAGGUGAAUAAAAAUAAUUGUAAAUUUUCUAAAAUAGCCAAACUGAAAAUAUACAGGAUUAUAAACUAAAGUAAGAAUUAAAAGUGAAUUACAAAUUUAAAGGGACACUAUAGGCACAAAAUCAACUUUAGCUUAAUGAAGAAGUUUUUGUCUGUAGAUCAUGUUGCUGCAGUAACACUGCUUAACUAUCUGCCAUUUAGGAGUUAAAUCACUUUGUUUAUACAGCCCUAGCCACACCUUCCUGCAUCUGACUUACACAGCCUUCCUAAACAUCCUCCUUAUUCAAGGUUUCAUUAUUGUACAAUGUGUUUUAUUUAGAAUUUCUUAUCUCCUGCUCUGUUAAUAGCAUUGUAGAACCUGCAGGAGCCUCCUGUGUGUGAGUAGAGUUCAAUUUGCGGGCAAGAGAUAAAAACUUUUAAAGCAACUUAACAUCUGAUGGAAAAUGAAACCAUUUUUUUCAUGCAGACCGUGUCAGUCACAGUCUGAAGAGCUGUGGCUAGGGCUGCAUAAACAGAAACAAAAGUGAUUUAACUCCUAAAUGGCAGAUAAUUGAGGAGUGAGACUGUAGAGGUAUGAAAAAUAUACCAAAGCUGCUUCAUUAAUGUGCAAUGUUUUCUUAUGGGGUUUUUAACAUGCUGGAUGUCCUCAUGCAAAACGUGAGAAUGUCCAGCGUAGUUGAAACUUUAGGAAUUCCUUCUAAAACUGCAAUGUUUUACUCUUUUUUAUUUUUUUAAAAUUUUUUUUUACACAUUUUUACAGGGUUAAGGGAACAGGGACACUGCACCCAGACCACUUCAGCAAGAUAAAGUGGUCUGGGUGCCUCUAGUGUCCCUUUAAAAUAUUGUUAUAUGUGCCCUAGUUAAGUUUAGUUGCUUUGAUCUAUAUUUGUAGUUUUAGUGUGUGGUAUAUUAGUGAGGAAUUUGGUAGAUUUAGGUAGUUUGGCAAUUUUUAUAAAAUUGCUAGUUACAUGGAUGGAUAGUGAAUUAUACCUGUUUGACUUUAAUUAUUUCUUCACCUCUAUUCCCUUGCCAUCUUACACCAAACAGAAUCCUCAAGUAAGGCCUGUGCAGAUAUUUGUAAGUAACAGGAUAAUAUAUGUUAUUAAAUCCACGUCUCAUUAUGCAAUACAUCCAUAGGUUAAUUUAUGUAUUUAUUUAUAUAGCUCUGUAUGUCUAGGGGAAUAUUCACUAAGCAUUGCAUAGGUAGAACAAUUCAUUUCCCAUCAGCUUUGAAUUCCCAGCCAUUCAUACUUUAGUGAAUAACCAUGAUAUUGUGCUAAGGAGGCAACUAUGUUGUGGCAUCUAAGUCAGAUUAUCUUCAUCAACAUAUCUAAUGGCUUCUGGUUCUGUUCUUCAAGGAACACUCUUAGCACCAAAGCUACUACAGUUUGCUCUAGUGGUUAUGGUGCCACGAGUGCCUUGGUGCCCAACUAUUGUAAGUAGUCAAACCGUUUUUGAACAGUUUGACCUCUUACCUAGUGUCUGCCAGGCACUGCUCCAUACCUCAACCAAUAAAGCCGGAAAGCCAGAGGUUCCUAAGCAGCAACCUCCUUUACUCUCUACACUGAGGAAGGGAUUACCCCGAAACGUAUGUUUUGGUUUACUUUGUCCUUCAAAUUAAACAGUGGUAGCACUUUUGGGUGCACAAAGAUACUUGCACUGCCUUCAUUUUUUUUUUUCAAUUUUUUGGGGGACUGUCUGAGCAACAGUGGGAGGUUUUGCUGCACAGUAUUUGAUUGAAGUGUUGUUUAUGCACAUAUCUGUACAUGGUAUGAUUACUUGUUCCUUGUAUUUUUUUUUUUCUUUUUUGUGUGGCCACACUUUGUUAAUCAUAUUGCCAGCGCAAAGGUUGUUACAGUCUAUCAAUAUCCUGCUGCCUUAACACUGUGUAUACUGUGAUUAAAGAAUAGCACACACACAAAAAAAUUAAGUUUUAUAUUUUACAAGGAUACGUAAUAUAACAUAUAAACAAAUAUGGGGAUUUAAUUACAUCAUAUGGCCAUAUCGUGUUAAGCCCAGCACUACGUCACAAUACCCAAUAUCAGUGGGUUCUACGCUCAUUUUAAAAAUGCUUUCCUGUGGGGAUUUUAGCGAUGCUGGAGGUCCUCACAUAGUGUGAGGACAUCGAGCGACGCUCUAGCACAGAAAACCUGUGCUAGAAACCAGGGAGUGCCCUCUAGUGGCUGUCUAGUAGAGUCUAAGGAGUUGGCACCCAGACCACUCCAAUGGGCAGAAGUGGUCUGGGUGCCUGGAGUGUCCCAUUAACAUGGGAGUUUAACAACCUAACUGCUUCCAGAGACUCUCCUCAAUUUAUGCUUUCAUGUGGUCACCUCAACACUGGUGAGGUGUACUGCUUGGAGUGUUCAAAAUUAAAAAAAAAAAAUGAAAAUAAAUAAAUUAGUAAAAGGUGUGUUUUUUUUGCUGCAUAAGGAUUACAAUUUUUGUUUCAAAAAGAGUAAAAUGUAGAGAUGACAAAUAUCAGUAUAACUUAUUGUGGUAAUUGAUCUUGAUAAAAUGGAAGAUAGUGGAAUAUUGCUGGAGAUGUUAUUCCAGGAUAUCAGUGAGUUUAUAAAGAAUUGGCAAAUCUGCUUCAGAAAUGAUAUUGGAAAGGUAGGCUGGACAGGUCGUGUAGUAAUCCAAAAAUAAAAAAUACGGGCAAGUGGGAUAUUAAAGUACAAAAUUGUGCAGGCAAGCCACUGAUAAUGGGAGCACUCCCUAAAAUCCCACUGAAAAAUAUACACCAAAAAACUGUACAAAACUCAAAAUGUAAAUAUAGUGCAGGGUGCCUCAAUCACAAAUGUGAAGCUAUUUAAAGUUACUACUUUGGAGAGAAAAAUGACCUCACAUAAAAAAGAAAAACAUGAAGAGAAUCAUAGUGCAAACUUUAAUUACAAUAGUGGAUGAAAGCCAAUACACAUAUAUUGGCAUAAUUAUAAACAUAAAUUCUGCAAAAGCGCUUUUAUUUUGGAUAUCAAAGCUGAAGAUUAUGCAAGCAAAUGUGAUAGGCAAAGAUUACCACACAUUUUGGGAGACUGUACAGUGCAUCAUUCCAAAUCUAUCAUUAGGGGAUGUUAAGAGUUUAAAGGGAAACUCAAUGUUAUAAAAUGCAUUACCCUUCCUAACCUAUAAAACCCUACCUGUCAUUAGCUGCUGUCCACAUAAGUUACAGGGAUGUUGGACAGAAAAAUUGGCAGUAAAAAUCUUUCUUCGACAUCUCUGGUCCUAUCUGCAGUUAUAAGCUUAAUGGUACUUAGAGAACCGACUAGGGGAAUCUAUGGGCCAUAACUAAGUUGUUGCACAUAGGGUACAAUGGUGCUCAGUCACCCUAUAAAUGUAAUAGGUAGUGCAUCUUGGCAAUGAUAUGUAGGGCAUUGUGGCAACUGACAUUCAAUGUGGAUAAGUGCAAGAUAAUGCAUCUUGGGCGUAAAAACCCAAGGGCAGAGUUUAGAUUAUUUGAUACCCUACUAACCUCAACAUCCGAGGAAAGGGAUUUAGGGGUAAUUAUUUCUAUUACAUUGUCAGGUAAGCAGACAAUGUAAUAGAGCGUCAGGAAAUGCUAGCAGAAUGCUUGGUUGUAUAGGGAGAGGUAUUAGCAGUAGAAAGAGGGAAGUGCUCAUGCCAUUGUACAGAACACUGGUGACACCUCACUUGGAGUAUUGUACACAGUACUGGAGACCGUAUCUUCAGAAGGAUAUUGAGACUUUGGUAAGAGUUCAGAGAAGGGCUACUAAGCUGGUUCAUGGAUUGCAGGAUAAAACUUGUAUAGCUUGGAGGAAAGACGAGACAGAUAUGAUAGAAACAUUUUAAAUACAUAAAGGGAAUCAACACAGUAAAGGAGGAGACUAUAUUUAAAAGAAGAAAAACUACCACAACAAGAGGACAUAGUCUUAAAUUAGAGGGGCAAAGGAUUAAAAAUACUUUCAGGAAGUAUUACUUUACUGAGAGGGUAGUGGACGCAUGAAAUAGCCUUCCAGCUGAAGUGGUAACUCAGUGAGUGAGUUUAAGCAUGCGUGGGAUCGGCAUAAGGCUAUCCUAACUAUAAGAUAAGGCCAGGGACUAAUGAAAGUAUUUUAAAAAUUGGGCAGACUAGAUGGGCCGAAUGGUUCUUAUCUGCCGUCUCAUUCUAUGUUUCUAUCGGGGGAAGAAAUUUAAUUAUAGUUUUAGGAUUAAUUUGUUCAAAGGUUAAGAAUCUAUUUCAUUUUUUUAGAAGGCUAUUAAACAAAGUAAGUUGUCUUUUAAUAUUGAGUGCUUUUUGUGAUCCUUUAGCUGCCACUAACCACAUGACUGGCUAUUUGCAGGUGUCACAGGCAGCAGCAGAGCUCCAACAGUAUUGUAUGCAGAAUGCUUGCAAAGAUGCCCUGCUGGUUGGAAUGCCUGCUGGAAGUAACCCGUUCCGGGAGCCGAGAUCCUGUGUGCUGCUCUGAAGAUGUUUUCUGUGCAUGAUCCGUGUCUACAGUAAGUAUGUUACAAACCUAUAUUGCUAACUCUAGUGCUCCUGUCACUAGUUUGAUUCACCCCCCCUACUUUUCCUGUGUAAAAUCCUGUUAAAAAACAACAAAAAAAGCUUUUUAUUUGCGUUUUUUUCCAAACCUGAAACUCCCUUGGCUCUUCUCACAUCUCUUCCGCAUGUGACAUAAUUGAGGGGGCAUCAAUUCUUCCAUUGCUGGGCCAGUCCAAUGUUCCUCAUAAGGAAGCAUUGGAUUCAAUGCUUUCCUAAAAGCCACAAUGCCACGUGACCAAGUUUUACUUGGUUAAUGGAACAGAAGCGCCUUUAGUGGCAGGAAGAAAGCCACCAGAGGUGGGUUAAACCCCACAAUGUAAACAUUGCAGUUUCUACAUACCAACAAUGUUUACAGUGCAGGGUUAAAAUGACAUGACCAAUGUACCCAGAUCAAUGUACCUUCAUUGAGAUGUGGUCCUUUAAUGUGCUUCCAUUUAAUAUGCAGGAUUGUCUCAUUUAAAUCUCUUUUAACACACAUCUCAGCAAAAGAGCAGUGUCCUGCACAUACAGUCUGUCUGACACUGCUUUCCACAAUUUAUGCUUCUAGUUGCUCCUAUUUUAUUACAGUAUUAUUCUUAUUUAUAAAGCGCCAACAAGUUCCAUAGCGCUGUACAAUGGGUGGACUAACAGGCACGUAUUUGUUCCUGUGCGUCAAACGUGUCUGGUUACAGAGGGGAUACAGAGACCUGCUCAAUGAGCUUACAUGCUAGAGGGAGUAGGGUUUAGUGGGACAAAGGGUAAGGGUAGGGUAGAAAAGUAGGUUGCUAGGAUAGUAUUCAUUGAGGGCUUAGUGUUUUGAUUUGAUGACCAUUUCAGGAAAGAAAUCAGGGUGCGGGGAGGGAAAGCUGUUCACAGUUUAACUGAUACACGUUCCUGAAGAAAUAAGGUUUUCGAAGAUUUUUUGAAGGAGUGGAGAUUGGGUGAGAAUCUAACAGAGAGGGCAAGGGCGUUCCAUAAGAACAGUGCAGCCCAAGAGAAGUCUUUAAGGUGAGCAUCAGAGGUAGGAUGCGAACAGAGGUUAGACAUAGGUCUCCUGCAGAGUGUAGGGGCCUAGACGGGACAUAUUUGUGUAUUAGUAGGUGGGAACAGCAUUGUGUAGAGAUUUGUAAGCAAAUGUCAAGAUCUUAAAUUGAGCCCUAUAUCUUACGGGAAGCCAAUGUAGGGACUAACAACGGGGGAGGCAUGGGAGGUGUGAGCGAACAGGAAGAUAAGCCUCGCUGCCGUAUUCAUUAUAGACUGUAACUGGGCAAGUUGGGAACACGUAAGACCACUGAGAAGCGGAUUACAGUAGUCAAGGCGAGAGAGGACAGCAGCAUGGACAAGCACCUUUGCCGUAUCGGGUAUUAAAAAGGGUCAGAUGCGCACAAUGUUUUUGAGAUGGAAGAGGAAGGAUUUGGCAAUUAAUUGGACAGGAGGGGUGAAGGAGAGGAACAGCGUUGAUCUUUAUUAGCAUCACAUUUACAAUCUGAUACAUUUGUAGUCCUAGUAUUCAAAUAAGAUAUACCAGCUAUCUAAUAGAAGAAUUUAAUUGUAGGUAAUUGGCUUUAGCAAAACCUACAAUCUAAUAGAAGAAUUUGAUUGUAGAAAUUUUGAUUUUAUUUCAGUUUUAUUAUCUUUUUUUUUCAUUUCAGACAUUACCAGCCUCUUAUAUUCUUUCAUACUUUGCAUCUCAGGCUUGGUAUAUUAGUCAUCAUCAAUGUUUUCUCAAACCUCUUUUUCCUAUUAAAUGACUUUAAUUUAUAGAAAAAAACAUUAUUAUUAAUUUAAAAAAAAAAAAAAAAAGCUAAAACAUGAAAUAGCCAUACACAACAUUCAUACCUGAUGAUGAAACCCUCUUCCCUAGUGUCUCUGCAUUGCUAUUCAUAGUAAUAAUAUAUGAGCUAGCAUUUCUCUUUUCUUUUCCCUUCCUUUCUUGUCCCUUUUCCUUUACUCUCCUUUUCUCUCCCUUUCUUUUCUCUCUUCCUUUCUUUCUUCCCUUCCUCUUCUAUGUAUAUUCGUCUACUGCCAACAGUUUUUCUAGCCACUUAUUUAUGUGAAAUAGAUUUUUUUUUUCUUCAAAUUUCUGUUCAGACCUCCCUCCAUCCUAAGUUGCGAAACUAGUAGGUUUUUUACUAUAUCCCAGUUUUGGGAUAGAGUUUUGGUUGUCCACCUUUAAGCUAUGGAGAUCUUUGCUGCUAUUAAUGCGUGAGAAAAAAAAUGUUGCAAAUCUACAUUAUACUGAUAAAUAUUAAGUGUAAUAUACACAUUUCCGGGGCAAGGGGAAAAUUAAAUCCGGUUACCAUUUCUCUUUUAGACAGGAAUAUUUUCCAAAAUUCUUUAAGUGGAGGGCAACUCCACCAAAUAUGUAGACAAUCUCCAAUCCCCCUUCACAUAUCCAGCAUGUAUCUGUUUUACUCUGGUCUAUUUUAUUUAGAUGGCUAGGAACCAAAUAGAGUCUGUUAAUAAUCUUAAAAUGUAGUUCCACUAAGUUUAGGCAUUUAAUGUGCCUAGCAACUGUCAGCCAUGCUCUAUUGACCAUCAAUUUUUUGUAUUUUUAGAUCUUUCUCCCAUUUUUUUUAUCGCUGGAAAUGACAAGUCACCCUCUAGUUGUCUCAAUACCAAAUUACACUUAUUUAAUAAAUUUUUCAUGUCCUUACCUUUCAAUAAAUUUCCUAAUUUAUUAUUAAAUUCCCAUAUAUCUUUAUUUAAAGUUUUAUUCAGAUAGCUUUUAAUCCUCAUGUAAUUCAAUUUCUCGGUUUCGGGGAGACUAAAAUUAGUACAUAUUUGUUCAAACUAAUUAACCCAGGGUCCUGUUGUUAUAUCUUCUAUAGUUUGUAUACCUGCUCUUCUCCAAUUGUUUAGUCUUAGGUCUUGCAUGUUAUUAUCUUAAUGGUUAUUAAUAAAGGUUACAUUUAAUUUUUUUAGUGCAGGGUUAAAUAGGAAUUUUGUCCCCAUUCUAGGAACUUUUUUUUUUUUUUUUUUUUUUUUUUUUUUUUUUUUUUUUUUUUUUUUUUCAUUUUGUCUUGUUGUGUUUACUUUCCCUUUUUUGCCAUGUAUUAAGUCACCAUUUAAGGGUUAUCCCCCAUUUUUUGAGUGUUGAUAUAUGCGUUAUAUUUGCUCACUCUCUCGUUUCUGUUUGAAUGCUUUCCACGAUAUUACAGCUGAGGAAGGGAAGGUGUGGUUUGGCACAUGGGAAAAAAAUUGUUUUGGCUGAACUAUUUCAUCCAAAAAGAAAUACAAAUUGGGACAGUUGAAUUUCGGCCAUACGGCGGUUUGGCUUGUCCAAUUUUCGUUUAAAAAAAAAAGGUAUCAGAUGAACCAAUAGUUGUGUAAGUGGCAAAAUAGCCGUAUAUGGAGUAAGGUUCAAGUAAGAACUUAGGAUAGUAUAAAAGAGCAAGUCGGUUGUGGUGUGCCGAGACCGACGAUACGGUAGGCCUGUAAAUAAAGAGGGCAAAAGUGAAUAACCAAAAUAUUUAAUACAGUCAACAAUAAAUACAAUUAUCCAGAUAUAGCUUUAAAUGCAUUUCUUAAUUCUUGUGUUGGUUUGGGUAUAUAAGUGGUAUAGGCGGAUGACUUCCAAAGUCCCAGUGACUUUAUGACGUGCACUGGUAUGUUAGUGCUGGAAGCGGUGGAGGCCGCCCCUAUGCGAUAGGAGUGACCAGAGUAGUGAGAAGGGUUGAGACCUAGCAUUGUUCAGAUGUAUCUCACGAACAUAGUGGUAGUGAGUACAGAGCCUUGUAGUGCGAAUAAAUGUUGUGAUGGUAGUGAUGUGGUAUGUCGAAGGUAGGCGUCUAGGGCCGCCACUGGACACCAUUUGUUUUGGGUAGAGUAAUAAGUGAUAUCCACUGGAGGUGCGUGUUGGCUUGAUUUUGACGGUAAUGCCAGUAUGUAGUGGUCCAUAUGUUUGCAUAGGUGCUUGUGUAGCAGGCAUCGGUCUGUCUGAGUGGUGGUGAUAGUAGUGAAUUCCCUUGGCCUGAGGAACCCUUGGAAGGCUGUGAACAUGGCAGCUUUAAUGACUGUAUUGGUGGUAGAGUGGAAAGGUUUGGAUUCUAAUAGGUCGGAUAAUGACUGAAAAAGUGUAUUGUCUAUAGGUAAUCUCUGCGGGGGUCGUGGGGGCAUGGAUUUUUGAAUGCCUCUGAGUAUGUUCUUUACCUGAUAAGAUGACAUGAAGCUAUGUGUAUUAGGUCAUAGGGUUAGCAUAUGAUGUUGUAUGCCUGUAAGAUAUAAUUUAAUGGUGUUAUAUGAUAAGUGUAAUUUAAGAUGGCAAAAGGAAGUUAAGGCUAUAAUAGAUGUCAUGACAAACGGUUGGGAUAUUUCGUGAUCGGAUAGAAAUCUGGUGAAUAGCGCGAAGGCUCUGUUGUAUGUAUUGCGAGUGUUGGAUGAUAAAGCUAAUUUGGAUAGAUCCCUGCUAUGUUCCAUGAUUAAUUCUAGUCCAUGGUUAGCUGUAGGAACGGAGGGGCGGCUGUGGCUGCUUGAGCGGCUGACGGGAGUGCUUGUCGAAAGGCCUGAAAGUUGAAACGAGACAGACUGUCAGCUGCUAUGUUACUAAUACCUGGAACAUGAAAGCAAACCAAGUAGAAGUUGUGAUAUGCUGCAAACCACAUGAGUUUCCUGAGAAACCUCAUAAUUGUAUAGGAUGUUGAACAGCCUUUGUUGAUUAUGUGACAUGUGGCCUGGUUAUCUGAGUGGCAACGAACUGACAAGCCUGACCAUAAAUGUCCCCAUGCCACAGCAGCCGCUACAAUGGGGUAGAUCUCAAAAAGAGCUGAGGUUGUAAAAAAGCCUUCUAAGUCAUGGACUUCUUCAGGCCACUUACCCCAAAGCCAUUCGUUCCCAAAGAUGGCUGCAAAACCCGUGGUAGACGCCACGUCUGACCAUAUGGUUGGCGACAUGUCGGACAAUCCGGGGUGGAACAAGCUUUUGCCUUCCAGGUGGUCAAGAAUUUCUUCCACAUGUGUAGGUCUGCUGUGGCCUGUAGAUCCAUGGACAGUCUAUGGUUGAUGUGUUGGAAGUGUGGGAUAUGAAAGCUCGCCCUUGCAGGAUGAUGCGCAUGGCAAAGUUUAAGGAACCUAUGAGGGAUUGAAGUUCCUUGAAAUAUGUAGUGAUUUAUGCUGUUGAGAAUGUUUGUAAUUUGUGGUAAGCUUGCUUGCAUGGAUGCAGAGUCAAGUUGUAUGCCCAGGAAUGUAAUGAUGGUGUCUGGACCUUCUGUUUUCUUACGGGAUACUGGGACACCCAAGUGGUCAAACAGGCUAAGGGCUUCUUUGAGACUUCUGGGGGGAAAGGAGUUCCCUUCUAUCAGCAGAAAGUCAUCUAGGUAAUGGAUGACUAUGGGGCAUCUUGAAAUGUUUAGUAAUAACCAGCAAAGUGAUUCUGCAAAUGUGUCAAAGAUUUUAGGGCUACUUUUUGACCCAAAAGUUAAGCGGGAGAAAAAAUAUUUGUCUACCCAUUUUAUGCCAUGUAAGUGCCAGAGUGUAGGGUGGAUUGGUAGUAAUUUGAAGGCAUUUGUAAUGUCUGUCCAAGCUCCGACCCCUGUUUGCGCGAUGGCUGUGAUGGCGUAAUCUAUAGUGGCAUAUUGUAGGGAAAACACUUCGGAGGGAAUGAGGGAGUUGAGACUUGGGAUAGUAGAGGUAUGAGGGGCUGAAAGAUCUAUGAUGAGUCUCUGUUUAAUGGAAGAUUUCCCUGUGACAAUCCCGAUGGGAUUUGUGCGCCAUGGUGGGGUUGAAAAUGGCCCGAACAAGAACCCCUCUGCCAACUCUUGUGCUAUGAGCUUAUUUACCACCGUUGGGUUCUGUUUUGCUGAUUGCAAAUUAGGGCAUUCUAGAUGGCCAGUGGGCAUAUGUAUGAUGCCUGCAUGGAACCCCUCUAAAAAUCCAGAAAUUAGAAAAUCUACCAGAUGUUUGGAGGGGUGAUUGGUCAGUAGUGCUGCGAAGACAUCAAUGUUAACAGAUGUUAGGUAUGGUUUAGGGUAUAUUUUAUUUGGACACAUGGUUUUUGCAUGUGCCCUGAAACAUUGUGAACAAAUAUGCAACAGUUUGCAUGCACUAAAGCUACAUGUGCCGACAUUGAAAUUAUUGCAAAUCUGGAAUUUGCCAAAGAAAAUGAAGGGACAACCAAAUUUGUCUCUGGAGGUUGUCUCUGGAGCUAGUGCUGGGUAACUGACUGUGAUCGUCUGCCAUGCUAGAACAAAAAUUUGUAGUGUGGGUAGUAGAAGAGCAGGAUGCACAAGCCGGUGUUUUGAGACCUGCGAAGUGCCUACAGAAUAACUCCGUAUCUAGUCUGCUCCAGUUGAUAUGGGUACCAGAGAGAGCACCAGACACUUUGGUGGAAAAUGACCUAUGAAAAAGCCGACACACCAUAUUUGUUUCCCAGGUCCACCAGCUUGUGCAUGUAACGAUUGAAUUAAUCUCUUCUAUUAGGGUACACCUCACAAAUAACACCUCUAAAUACUCCAAAAGCUAAAACAAAUUCAGGGAUGGUCAGUUUUCGGUUUAACCUGGAGUCCUUAGAUCUGACCACCACCGAUACUUCGUCAUACAUAUAAGUCUUAUUUUCAACCACAUCCUGGGAGGCAAUUAGUAGGAAUGCUAGGUUGACAUCUUUGCCCUCCAUGAUGUCUCUUUUUUUAAUGUGGGCUGGGAUCCUGUGUGCAGGAUCAACGUCCUGAGUAUCUGACGAGUUAACAUUACCAGUAGCCCGUGGUUCGGUUGGUGCCGGUUGUACGGUGUCUGGAAGGCCUGCCUUGGUGAGGGCUGUGGUGACUGCCUCGAGGUUAGCUAGUCUGUCAUUAACCGUGCCCAUGGAGUUCAUGAGCGAGGCCAGCAUAGCCUGGAUGUCACCCGAGUUGGUGUUGCUGGGGCCUUACCCCGCUUCUGUGUUGUUGGUUGCUGUGCUUAGGAGUUUAACCCCUUAAAGACCAAACUUCUGGAAUAAAAGGGAAUCAUGACAUGUCACACAUGUCAUGUGUCCUUAAGGGGUUAAAUAACUCCGCUUUCCUUGCUGUAGCAGGGUAGGGAAUUUGUCGCCUCCUUAGCUCGGUGGUGAUGCAUGGUAUUGUCCAGGAUCUGAUUGACGCUGCACUGGCAAGAUCUCCCCUGCGUGAAAGUGUCUCGACCCUAGCUGGGGUGUUAGGAAGAGAUAACUCUUCGCCACAUUCAUGAGACAUACUUUAACUAAAAUAAAAGGUAAAAUUAUUAUUUGAACCGGGUCUUUUAGUACUGGCUUGUUAGCUAUGCCGUGCGGCAAAACCAUUAUGCUCAUGUUUUUGUGACUGGUGAGGCCCUACUAGAGGCUCUAUCUAUGCGUUGGUGCGAUUGGAUUUUUGUGGCCACCAAUCAUAGUGGCAGGAUGUUGGCCUCUCGGUGACAGUAACCAGAAAAUAGGAAGGGGAGUGUCAGGUGAGGCCCUCUCUAUGAUACGUGCGAGGCGACUAACUCACGAGUGGCCCGAGGGGUGUGAGGCGGGGUGUUGGUCUCGCUGGACCGCUAAUCUGAAGCAUAGAAAGAGGGAAAAUAGCUAUUGGCCCCUAUGACCCUAAUUGCCAGUACUUAUAUCUAAUUUGUGGGAGAUCAGAUAUGGAUAUACUGUGAGCAGGUGUACGUACCUAGAAGUAUAGUUUUGGAAACCUGACAAUCCGUAUAGAUAGCAGUUGUACCUGUAACUAAAUAGAUGGAAACCGUAUGAAAAUAAAGACAAUCGGCACAACCAUUUCUUUUCUUAAUAAUGUUUGGCUGUUUGACCUGUAGAGGUCAGUGGAGAUGAUAUUUGUAAGAUCUCCGUUAUGUACUUGCCGGCCUGUAGGUGGCAGUGUCCGAGUUGUAGUAUGGUGGAUAGUAUGUGACGUGAGUUCUGAGUUUUAGAUUUAUAUGUGAUGCCUGUAUAUGUUUGAUUUAGGGUGUUUCAGUAGGGCAUAUAUUAUUAUUAUUAUGGGGAGAUAUGUAUGUUGAUAGGUGAUCAUAGUAUGUAUGAUACAAAAUAUUAUUUGGUAUUUAUGUGUAAUGACUGGCUAUUUAUUAAGCACGUGGAUUGACAAUUUAGUUGUUUGGUGUUCAUUUUAUAGGGGUCAGUGUUUGUAAAAACCCAGUGAAAAUAUAUGAAGUGGUCUAUAGGUAGAGAUUAUAUAUAGAGGUCAGUGGAGAUGAUGUUAAUAGCAAUGUAAUUGCUGGCCUAUAGGUGGCAGUAACCAAAACGUAGAACCACCGUUGUCAUGUAUUGUGACAUUUAUAAUUAAAGGACCACUAUAGUGCCAGGAAAACAUGCUCAUUUUCCUGGCACUAUAGUGCCCUGAGGGUGCCCCCACCCUCAGGGUCCCCCUCCCGCCCGGCUCUGGAAGGGGGAAAGGGGUUAAAACUUACCCUUUUCCAGCGCUGGGCGGGGAGCUCUCCUCCUCCAAACCUCCUCCGUUCCUCCCCGUCGGCUGAAUGCGCACGAGUGGCAAGAGCAGCGCACGCAUUCAGCCGGUCGCAUAGGAAAGCAUUUACAAUGAUUUCCUAUGGACGCUUGCGUGCUCUCACUGUGAAAAUCACAGUGAGAAUCACGCAAGCGCCUCUAGCGGCUGUCAAUGAGACAGCCACUAGAGGAUUUGGGAGAAGGCUUAACCCAUUCAUAAACAUAGCAGUUUCUCUGAAACUGCUAUGUUUAUAAAAGAAUGGGUUAAGCCUAGCUGGACCUGGCACCCAGACAACUUCAUUAAGCUGAAGUGGUCUAGGUGCCUAGAGUGGUCCUUUUAACACAUGUAUGAAUGGAACAUAUGAAUAACCAUGCCAGUGUAGCCCGUACAGAGUGUUUUUAGGCAAAAGUUGUCACAUAAUGUAUGUAUUGUCCUGAGUUUUGGAUUUAGUACUUUACUGUAGGUAAAUGCCCUGCUGAACCCUUUAAAGUAGGCAAUACCCCAAUGAAAAUAAGUUUUAAACCCAAUAAUUAGCCCGUUCAUGCGUUUGACCGCACGAACAGGACCAAUAUAUAUGUGAUAUGUUAUACCAUGUGUGGCCGCACGGAAGUAUACCAAGUUCGGUUUGCAGGGAUAUGAAACUUAGUUUAAUGUCUCCAGUUCGUGUUGUUAAACCGCACGAACCGGCCAUAACUGUCUGAUAAUAGACUAGUGAUAUAUGUACAUAGUGAGGUGUAGCCUGUGAUGGUAACAGGCAGGCACUAAGUAGGUGUCCCGUGGGAAGUUUGAAUGUGAUGCCCGUAACGUGGCUAAAUGGUACUGUUACCCGCUGUACCCGUAAUGGAAAAUGCCAUAACCGUAAAAGUGGUUUAAACACAGGUUUGUUUUUUAUUUGUGCAGUGUACACCGCACGAACAGUGAUUGAUUGCAGUAUGGGAGUUUGUAAAUGCCCGGCGGGCAGGAAACCAGUAGAGUUCAACAAUGUAAAUCGUUCAUGAGUACGAAUGAGUGAUGUGUGUUACAAGUUAUAGGAAUACGUAGACUCCGUUCAUAAAUUAACGAUUUAAGCGAGUUUUCCCGUUCGGAACUAUACGAAAGCAUACAUAUGAAAGAUACAUAGAAUAUGCAUGGUAGUUUAUAUCCGAACCGCAAGAUGCACGAACGGUUUGCAUAGAGAAUAGGAUGUGACAGCCGAAACUGAUAGUGACCGUAAAGUGAGGACCUGCCCCCAUGACCGAUGCCGUGGGACUGGUGCCUGGCAUAACAGGUAGGUCAACUUACGGUUUGUGAGUCACUAGUACGUCAUCUGCGGCGAUGCAAGAAGCUGGUCUGACGGAAAAGCCUGCAGCUGGAUUCCUGGACACAGUUCAGCGUGGAAGAACUCGUGAGAAAACAAAGGCAUUCCAAAAUGGCGACUGGAUGAACCGGAAGUGCAUUCAGAAGCUGACCUUGAUCGGUAAAGAGGUUAACUUAAGCCCCUCCCACAAUUACAGGACAAACUGCCUUAAUACCUGUGAAAAUGUGCCAACCAGUAUACUGCAAAAUACAGUUGCAAGAAAAAGUAUGUGAACCCUUUGGAAUGAUAUGGAAUUCUGUAUAAAUUGGUCAUAAAAUGUGAUCUGAUCAUCAUCUAAGUCACAACAAUAGACAAUCACAGUCUGCUUAAACUAAUAACACACAAAGAAUGAAAUGUUGCCAUGUUUUUAUUGAACACACCAUGUAAACAUUCACAGUGCAGGUGGAAAAAGUAUGUGAACCCCUAGACUAAUGACAUCUCCAAGAGCUAAUUGGAGUGAGAUGUCAGCCAACUGGAGUCCAAUCAAUGAGAUGAGAUUGGAGGUGUUGGUUACAGCUGCCCUGCCCUAUAAAAAACACACACCAGUUCUGGGUUUGCUUUUCACAAGAAGCAUUGCCUGAUGUGAAUGAUGCCUCGCACAAAAGAGCUCUCAGAAGACCUACGAUUAAGAAUUGUUGACUUGCAUAAAGCUGGAAAGGGUUAUAAAAGUAUCUCCAAAAGCCUUGCUGUUCAUCAGUCCAUGGUAAGACAAAUUGUCUAUAAAUGGAGAAAGUUCAGCACUGCUGCAACUCUCCCUAGGAGUGGCCGUCCUAUAAAGAUGACUGCAAGAGCACAGCGCAGACUGCUCAAUGAGGUGAAGAAGAAUCCUAGAGUGUCAGCUAAAUACUUACAAAAGUCACUGGCAAAUUCUAACAUCCCUGUUAGCGAAUCUACAAUAUGUAAAACUCUAAACAAGGAUGGAUUUCAUGGGAGGAUACCACAGAGGAAGCCACUGCUGUCCAAACAAAACAUUGCUGCACGUUUACAGUUUGCACAAGAGCACCUGGAUGUUCCACAGCAGUACUGGCAAAAUAUUGAAACCAAAGUUGAGUUGUUUGGAAGAAACAUACAACACUAUGUGUGGCGAAAAAAAGGCACAGCACACCAACAUCAAAACCUCAUCCCAACUGUGAUGUAUGGUGGUGGGGGCAUCAUGGUUUUGGGCUGCUUUGCUACUUCAGGGCCUGGACGGAUUGCUAUCAUCGAAGGAAAAAUUAAUUCCCAAGUUUAUCAAGACAUUUUGCAGGAGAACUUAAGGCCAUCUGUCUACCAACUGAAGCUCAACAGUAGAUGGGUGUUGCAACAGGACAAUGACCCAAAGCAUAGAAGUAAAUCGACAACAGAAUGGCUUAAAGAGAAGAAAAUAAAGUGGCCCAGUCCUGACCUCAACCCGAUUGAGAUGCUGUGGCAUGACCUCAAGAAAGCGAUUUACACCAGACAUCCCAAGAAUAUUGCUGAACUGAAACAGUUCUGUAAAGAGAAAUGGUCAAGAAUUACUCCUGACCGUUGUGCACGUCUGAUCUGCAACUACAUGAAACAUUUGGUUGAAGUUAUUGCUGCCAAAGGAAGUUCAACCAGUUAUUAAAUCCAAGGGUUCACAUACUUUUUCCACCUGCACUGUGAAUGUUUACAUGGUGUGUUCAAUAAAAACAUGGCAACAUUUCAUUCUUUGUGUGUUAUUAGUUUAAGCAGACUGUGAUUGUCUAUUGUUGUGACUUAGAUGAUGAUCAGAUCACAUUUUAUGACCAAUUUGUGCAGAAAUCCAUAUCAUUCCAAAUGGUUCACAUACUUUUUCUUGCAACUGUAUAUACAUAAUAAAAAUAUAGUGCAUUUGAACUGCUCUCUCAGAAAUCCUAAAUGGACAGGGUUUUUGAGGUAAGAGCAGACCCUAAAGAAUGAGAAUAAUGCAAGAUUGGUGAACCCCUUUAUGAUUUCAAUAUUUUAUAGCAUAAUGCUAUAGAAAUAUAUCUAAAUCAUAUUUUGGUAUGUGCCCCAAGUAAGUAGGAUAAUCUUAUAAGAGCAGACAUUAUGUUGUUAGAAUGACAAAAAUGGGUACAUUGGCUUUGUGGUACAACUAAGCAACAUAUGAUAUUUGCUGUAACUAAAUCACCAUUGUUUUUGGCUAUCUCAGACUUUUUAAAAGUUGUUAAAAAAUUCUGGAUGUUGAAACUAGCUUAAAACUAAAGGAGUGUACUAACAUUUGCCCAAUGUAUCAUUUAUCUUGUUCUAGUAGCACCCUUAUAAUAUAAAGUGAGUGCACACCAUAUAUAUAAAUAUUUGUAGUCGGGGAUAUUAAGCCGUGUCUGUAGUAGUAGGUGAUGAUUGCUAGUCGGUUGUGGUGUGCCUGAACCGACGAUCGGGUAGGCCUGAAAUAAUGAGGGCAAAAAGGUUUUUUAAACAGAACACUUUAAUGCUUUAUAAAUUCAGAUGAGCAAUUCCUUGAAAGCUUUCUUAAGUUCUUUUUCUGGCUGUGGAAUGUAUUUGCCGUAAGCUGCUGAUUUCCACCUUCCUAGUUUUUAAUGAUGUGUACGGGUACAUUAUUGCUGGAUGCGGCUGAAGCAGCGCCGAUCCUAAAUGAGUGUCCUGAGAUGGACAUGGGGUCGUGACCUAGUCUGACCGCCAAGGCUCUUACGUAGUGUAUGAAUUUAGCCAUGGUAAGGGGUUUGUCGGCAAUUGUGAGUAGGGGUGAGUAGCUUUGUUUGUCUUUGAGGGAAAGGCAGAAAGUAUCUAGAACUGUCACCGCACACCAUUUAUUAUGGGUCGUGAAGUACUGGAUCUCUGUAGGAGGUCCCAUCAGAUUUGUUUUGAAUUGUCUUAGAAGCAGUGGUCCCCCAUUUUUUGUAGAUCCCUUAUUCUGAUGUAACUUGUGUUGACAGAUAGACUGUGCACCAUGAAUUCAUUGGGCCUUAAGAACCCUAGAACGCUAUGUACAUAGCCGUUUUGAGUACGCAGUUAGUACUAGGUUCAAAUGGGCUGGAAUCUAACAGAUCUGAUAGAUCCUUAAAUUUAUUCCGGUUAAUUGGUUGUCUUUUGGCUGUUGGAGGGCCCUCUGUAUGAAGUAUACCUUUCAGGACGUUUUUCAGGAGAUAGGAUGACGUGAUAGGUUUGUGACAGGGAAAUAAGGUAAAUGGUGAUGUAGGCCCGUGAGGUAAAGUUUGAUGGUGUUAAGUGCCAGCUUAAGGUGUAGGUGGCAGUGACCGGUGAAAGCAACUAUUGUGUCGAUGGAAAAGGUGUUGGUGAUGUGGUGUUCGGAAGUGAACCUGGAGAAAAUAGUAAGUGCUCUAUCGUAGGACUUCUUGGUGUUGUCUGACAGAGCAGAUUUUGCCAACGUUACUGCGUGUUGUUUCAGCCGUAUCAGUCCAUUAUCAGGUCCUGAAAUGUGGGGGUCGGCUGGGGUUUGAUGGCUGCCGUGGGGUGUUGUUCGAAAAAGGCUUGAAAGUUGGAGCGAGAGAGAGUGUCAGCUGCAAUAUUUUCCCGACCCAGUAUGUGCAUGCAAACCAAGUGGAAGUUGUGAGUUGCUGCCAGCCAUGUGAGUCUCCUCAUGAGUCUCGUGAUAACCAGGGAUGCGGAUCUGCCUUUGUUUAUGAUCUCGCAUGUGGCCAAGUGUGUGCGGCUGCCACUAUUGGGUAAAGUUCGAAAAGCGAAGAUGUGGUAUUAAAUGCCUGUAAUGUUGAGGUUUCAGAUGGCCACGAGUCACGGAACCACUGGUUGUUGUAUAUGGCCGCAAACCCUGUGUUGGCUGCUGCAUCGGUCCAUAUGACCAGGGAAUCUACGUCGAGUGGGGGUAUGAACAUUGACCUCCCAUUCCAGGAGGAAAGAAAUCCGCCCCAUAUCCGUAAGUUGGUGUUAUCAUCGAUGUGAAUGUGAGUAUUGUCGUGGGGGGUCUCCGUUAGGAGGUGUAGCAAGCGUGAAAUGAAUGCCCGACCCUGUGGUAUAAUGCAGUUCGCAAAGUUUAGUGAGCCCAGGAGAGGGCUUUUUGCGGGAGCAAUUGUUUUUCCUCAUGAACCAUGUGAUUUCGUUAGUGAUGCAGUUAACCUUCCUGUCUGGUAGAUUCGCCACCAUAGAGGUGGAAUCGAGAUGGAUCCCUAAGAAGGUUAGGGCUGUAGAGGGACCUAUCGUCUUUUCCCUUGAUAGAGGGACUCCUAGUGUGGAGAAAAGUGCCGCAGUUUUAUCUAUGCUGUGUGGAGUACAGUUAGGUUCCUCUACCUUGAGGAAGUCAUCCAGGUAGUGUAUUGCUACUGGGCAGCCACACACAUUUAGUAGUAGCCAGCACAGUGUUUUGGCGAACGUGUUGAACAGUUUGGGACUGCUUUUGGCCCCAAACGUCAAACGCGUGGCGAAGUAGUACUGGCCCUUCCAUUUAACUCCAUGUAAAUGCCACAGGGACGGAUGUAUUGGUAGCAAUUUGAAAGCAUUAGUGAUAUCGGUUUUUCCUAACCAGGUGCUUUUACCUGCCUUCAAGAUUGCCCCCAUUGCGUUAUCCACUGUGACAUACUGUAGUGAAAAUCCACUGGAUGGUAUUAAUGAAUUAAUGCUAGGAACCACAGAUGAAUGAGGCACUGAUAGGUCAAUGAUCAUGCGUUUUUUUUUUUUUAUUGUUGAAUUUCCCAGUUGCAAUGCCAAUUGGGUUAGUUCUGAAACUAGCGUAUAGGGGGUGUGUAAAUGGGCUUAUCAUGAACCCGUGGUUCAUCUCUGCAGUGAGCAGCGCGUCGGUGGUGACCGGGUCUAGUAUGGAUGAUUGCAGGUUCCUGCAUUCUAGGGUGCCCCCGGGAGUUGCCACUAGCCCCGUGUGGAAUCCUACCGUGAACCCUGUGGUAAGGAACUCGACCAAGUGAGGGGAGGGGUGGUUGGAGAGAUAAUAGGUGAGGUUGCUAACAUUAAUUUCCGUGAGUCAUUGUCUAGGGAAAAGCUGAUUAGGACAUAUGGUCUUCACGUGUGCCCUAAAGCAAAGGGAACAGACAUGCAACAAACGACAAGCGCUGAAGCUACAGCCUCCCGCAUUGAAGUUAUUGCAUAUCUGUGCUUUACCGAGGAACACGAUGGGUCUGCCCAGUUUGUCCUUGAUCACCCUGUCUGAUUUGAGGGUGGGCUCUGUGUGGCUAGUGGAGGGCUGGCUCAGUUCAGAAGGGCACAGAUUGGUGUGAUGUGCAAAUGGAACAAGACGGAGGCUUGAGGCCGGCGAAGUGGCGGCAGAACAGUUCCGUAUCUAGUUGGCUCCAGUCUGAGCGUAUGUUAAACUGAACCAGCGCUGCCGCUGCCUUCGCCAAGAAUGACCUAUUACAAUCAUAGAAAGAGUAGCCUCUGUACUUGUUGCCUAGGUCCACCAAUUUGUGGAGGUAAAGGUCCAGCUCUCCAGCUCCUCUCUGCGUUGAGGGAAGACAGAACAGAUGACGUCCCUGUAUAAGCCAAAAGCUAUCACAAAAUCAGGGAUGGCCAGCUUCUUGUUGUACUCAAGGCUGGGGUCCCUAGCCUUGAGUACAACAGAUACCUCCCCAUAGCAGUAAGCCUUGUUUUCUAUCAAGUCUUGGGAUGCUAUGAGGAGUGAUACCAGGUUGACAUCUUUCCCUUCUAAAAUGUGUUUCUUAAUAGCCUGGGCCACUAAGUGGGCAGGUGUGAUGAAGUGUGUGGGUGUAGGUGCUGGGUUGGAAAUUGGGCUGUUACCUGGGUUAGGCAAAGUCUGUGGUAGCAUGGAGGGGAUAGCUGAUGGAGUGAUUAUGGCCACUUGAUUUUCAAGUUUCUCCAGUCUCUCAUUGAUGAGGUUAACUGAAGAAAGAAGAGCGGACAUUGUGGCCUAAAGUCCAGACAUGCUUCCGUCAAUUGCUUGUGUGCUGGUGCCUGGUCGCAGGGUGUCGGGGUCAGCGUUCAGGAGGCGGUAUAGUUCCGCUUUGCGGGCAGUGGCCGGGUAUGGUAUGCCUCGUCUCCUUCAGCUGCGAUCUUUGGUAUGGUCCAAGAGUGUAGGGACGCUGGACUAGCCUCUCUACAUUAUCAACUGGGGUACUUGGUCUGGUUGGGCUGGAGAUUCUGGCUGGGGUGCUGGGUAGGGAGACAUCCUCGGCUAUGUCUGAAGCAUGUGACAUUCUAUAACAUGAGUUAGGGGACAUUGAUUCAAUUGGGGGAAGAGUAUUAUUGGGAGAGUUGUUUACGUUUUUUGCGUGGAGUGAAACUCCUUGUAAUGGAGGAGUGAUUGGGGUGCUCAUACGUGUCUAUGGUGAUUUUGCCCGUGAUGCCGGUGGGCCAAGUGGUCUUUGUUUGUGAGGGCCGAAUAAGCGUGAUGACGUGCGACGUAGAGUGAACUAUGGAACGAUGUGGGGGUGUCGUGCCUCGGUGGUGAGUUUGAUGGAUUUAUCCACUGAAUGUGGAUGUGGUUAGGGACCCGUGAUUGAAAUGUGGCUGUUGUGUUGGUAUUGUAACCUGUUGGUCUGUCAGGUGCGUGUCUGACAGGGUGAUUAAUGGGAGAAAUAGACGGGAAAAGAAACAUGAUACUUACUUGUGGUUAGCGAGUUUGCGCGAUAGCCUUGACCUACGGGAAGGAAUUAAUAUUUUCCAGACUGUUAUGGCACGUGGGUUGCCUGAGAUGGCUUAGAGACCUACGAAGAAGAACAGUAAAAAAAUUUUUAUUUUAAAUUUUUUUUAUUUAUUUUUUUCUGACGUUUGUAAGUGUGGCCAUGUGGGGAUGUAUUACCUGCACGAAACUUGUCCGGUGGAUACGGGGUUGAAGUUUGCGGACUAUGCGUUGUCCCGCAUAGCCUAAGUGAUGAUUAGAGUGAGUAUGUGACCGUGAUAUUGUUGUUGCAUUGACAAGAUUCUUCUCUUACUUACCUAUGUAUUUAUGGUAGUGCGGUACGCAAUGAUUUGGUAUCCUAUGUUAGGGAUUGCCUAGAUAAAAUACACGAAUGGGGAACUGAGUUAAACAUUUUUUUAUUUUUUUUUGUGUGUGUGUGGUCCCUUUUAAUAACGAGCUUCUCUCCCCCCCCGCCCCCCUCUCAUCCCCCAGACUUUGAAUAUAUUGUUGUGGUUGUAUAUAUAUUAUAUAAUUUUGAGAUUGGCUGUGGCUGAUGGGAGUGAUGGCUGGUUUAUUAGAGCAGGAGAAAAACUGUAAUUGUGCAUACUUUGAAAUUGCCACGUGGAUAUAUUUAUUGUAGACGUAAUUUAGAAGAGGAAAGUGGUUAUCAUAACAAAUGACUGGAAAGGAAACAUGCACCAAGUGCUAUUUGACUCCUGAGCUAGUGGGGGUCUGUGUUUGUAGCCGUGAGUUUGUGAAGACCAGGGGAGGGGGAGCUCGGCAUUCGGCUCGUGUGAGUGUGUGCUUGCCGGCCUCUCCGCUCCCCUGAUUGGUGGACUGUGUGUCCGAUGUGUAUAGAACUUGUGUGGGGGGGGGUUUUGGCAUUUGGCACUAGUGUGUGCUUGCCAGCCCCUCCGCUCCCCUGACAGGUGGACUGUGUGUCAGGUGUUAAGGAGCGACCCGGAAGGAGGCGUGUGCUGGGUACUCACGUGACCGAUAGUGAUUGCGGGCUGGAAGUGACGGUGGCAAUGAGCUGGCGGAAGCACGCAAACUGCCCGAAAUUACUCAUGGUCCUAGUGCAGGACCUGACUGCAUCUGGCUGAAUGCCGUCGGGAAGGGGGACACUCCGGUCGUUGGGAUGGUGCUGGCUGCGUGCAAUGAGGGUUUCCUUGUUGAUUAGAGGUUUUCUUGCUGGACCGGAACCGGAAAUGGACACAGUGGAGUCUGGGUCAAUCUUGGCCCUGAUUAGAGGUAGGUCUGGGUAUAAAUAGGCCGGUUAACCCCUUCCACAACUACAGGCUCUGCCUUAACAUAUAACAUAUAUUAUAAUCGCGUUCUAGUAACACACAAACACACACACACACAUGAAAUCAUUGAUAUGGUCCUAUUGCUAGAGUAGGACCUGCCAAGAAUGGGGUACAUUGACGUUGUGGCAGGCUUAUGCAAUAUGUGAUCAUAUAAUGUAACUAAACCCCCAUUAUUUUUUGCCUAGGUGAGGUGUUUUUAAAUAAAACUAUUACAAUCUGUGAGAUUUGAAAUCAUUGAAUAAGCAAGUGCGCUGGAUUGUGUAUUUGUAUGUGUGUGUGUGUAUAUAUAUAUAUAUAUCCUCCAAAAAGGGUAGCAGCACUCUCGGAUUUAAAAGUCCAAUCUUUAUUAGUUCAAAGUUAAAAGAUGUGUUUUUUUUUUAACUUUGAACUAAUAUAAUUAAUAAACUAAUAAUAUUAUAUAUGUGUGUGUGUGUGUGUGUGUGUGUGUGUGUAUAUAUAUAUAUAUAUUAUACACGUCUCUUUCUUGGUUAUGCCCAGUUCUCUAUUCACAUUCCCUGUUUAAUUUUAAAUGAUGUGAGAUAUUCAUUUUUUAUUUUUUUUAACGAGUUUCUCUGUGCAGUUAUCAGUAUUUAUAAAAAUUAGAAAUGAUAAACUGCUCACAUGAUCAACUGAAGCUCUAUCCCAAUUAUAUGGUCUGAUCUGUAAUAUUGGACACAUUCAAGACAUGAAAAUCAUAUGAUCACUGCCCUGAUCUUUUAAUUGCCUAUCUGAAUAAUGUAUUGUGCAGCAUUUGGGCAAAAUUAGAAGCAUUCUAUGAGCUGGGAUAAAAACAAUAAACCAAGUAAUAAGUUUCUGUAGAUGUGAGUGUCCUUAGGAAGAGUUCAACAAAACUACUCUAUGAUGUAAUUUGAAGGGUAGGGGCAAAUGCAAUUUAUUUUGUAGGGUUUGGAUAGCUGUGCCCUAGUUCUGUUUUGAAAUUCUGACAUUUGCGGUGUAUGACAAUAGCUGAAGGAAUAACAUGGGCAUCAGGUGUGUGUAAGUAUGGAUUAGGGUGCUGUUAUUGUUGCUAUUAUUUAAUCAGAUCUACCAUAUUCCACAGUAAUACAAAUAAAAGGGGGGUGCUAUAAUAUAAAAGAAAAUUAUAUAAGUCUUUAAAUUGAUAGAGGUCCUAGUAGCGGCACACCACUAAUUUAGGCAUUUGGGCAUUUGGCUGAAAUUGACAUAAACCAAUUCGAAAUUGCAAAUUAACUCAAAGGCUGAUUGCCCAUGCAUGUUUUGGGCAGUACACGUAUAAUGUGAAGUGUACCAAUUAGAGAGAUAUUCUGCCUUAUAAAAGCCUUUGGGAGCACGGAGUAAGGAAGCCUCAUUACGUCCUGACGAAGCCGUCUGAGAACGGCGAAACGCGUAGUCGACGUCAGCAAGCACGCAAGGUGGGAGGAACCAAGUGGAAGCCGGGAGGUUUGAACAGCGAUUGCAUUACAGCAGAUCAGUUUACAAUCUGGACUUCAUAUAUCGGAACCUCGUCUGACUUACCUGUAGGAGACCUCUCCCAGUGUGGGGAAGCGUGCUUGUGAGUCACGGGAAAAUAUACCUUUGUACUCACCAUCAACUCUAGUAAGCAGUUAUCUGUUUACCAUUUUCAGUUCAUUUUUGAGUGCUUUGUAUUUUGUAUUUUUAAUGUUUUAAUGUGUAUAAAUUGUUGUUCAAUUAUUAAAUUUAUUAAGUAUACAAAAAAAUGCAUGUGUUAAUUAGCACUAUAUCAAAAGGUGCAAUUUAAAUACCAUAUAUACAGAUCUGCACUAUCAUUAUUUUUAAUUAUUUUUAUAUGCAACAUGAUUUUGAACGUGUGACUGCUACCCAUUGAGGAGUAUAAGUAUAUUUAUUCCUUCAUUUCCUAAUUUUGGUUGCAUGUGGGAAGGGGCUGAUCACCUAAAUGUCGCUCCACUUCUUGAAAUAUAUUUUAUAUAGAAGAAUUGAUUACUACAGUAACAUCUUUUAUUUAUUUGUUUUUUAUGUCUAUUUAUUUAGGUAUAGUUGAUAAAGCUGUUUGAGAGUCACAUAUUAAGACCAUGUUAAUUAAUAUGAAUACAUUUUUGUUUAAAACCAAAAUUAAUAUUAAUUAGACUAAUAUAACAGACCGGGCAGGGGGUUUUAAAAUUCAACUAAAUAAGAUUUAGGAUAUGCAUAAGCUGUAUAAGUAUGCGUAAGGAGGGAAAGUUUUCUUAAUGUAAGGGUAUACUGCCGAUCUGAAUAUAUAAGGAUGAUAUAAAUGAUUAUUGAAUGAGACAAUAUGGAUGUACAGACCACAGGAUGUAUAACGUAAAAUGUGGCACUAUAUUAUUAUAUAUUCUGUAAUUUAUAUUGUAUUACUUUGUAAUUUGGAAAAAAGAAGGAAAAUUUAAAUAUAAAUUCAAAUAUGAAAAAAAACAAAAAGGAGGGGCGUGGCUAACUGCCGAACGGAGUAGUCGCAUGCUGUAAACGCUCCGUGCUUCACCAGGCCCAAAGCAACAAUUGAGCUUCUAAAAAAACAGCUCCAACCAAUUGCAAACAGCAGGGACAUCUCCCGACAGCUUCAUGGCACUAUCAAAGCAAACUAAACUUACCGACCCGGUACGCCAGGGCAAGAAAGACCGCAUGAAGCAGGCACAAGAUGGCGACUGCCACAUGGAACAACCACCAUCUCCGGAGUGCCACACUGAUCUGGACAGUGAACCACAGGCACCAGACGAUAUACCGGUCACAAAUAAAAGCCUACACUUUAUGCUCCAGGACCUGAAGGCAUCCCUCCGUUCCGACUUCCGUGAACUUACCAGCGACUGAGGAAAAACAUAGCGGAUAUAGGAGGCCGCACCAGCCACCUGGAAACCAAGACAGAGGAACAAUGCGCAUCCCAUAACGAUGUGGCUGAUAAGCUGCAGAGGCUGGAAGAGGAACAAACCGCUCUAAAACACAAAAUGGCGGACAUGGAAGACUGGUCACGGCGCAACAAUUUGAGAUUCCGAGGCAUCAGCGACUCCAUCAACACUGAGACACUCCCACAAAAAGGCUCUCUGUAAGGCCCUGGUACCGCAAAUCGAGGACCCUGCUUGGGAGCUAGACCGUAUGCACAGAUUACCUAGACUGGCACGCUUUACCGCUGACACACCCAAAGAUACCAUUGCACGAUUUCACCACUACAGCACCAAAGAACAAUUUCUAAACGUGGCAAGGAAACUUACCAACCUGCCAGAACCAUAUCAAAACAUCCAAAUAUAUGCUGACCUCUCCGCGGCAACGAUGGCGAGAAGAAGGGAAUUCGUGUAUGUCAACAAGACUCUGCGUAAUAACAACAUCCCCUACCAGUGGGGAUACCCAACGAAGUUGUUGGUGUGGUACCGGGGAAGGUCUGUGUUAAUUCUAGAACUGGAGGUGGGCAUGGCGAAAAUGAAAGAGUGGGCCUACAUCACGCCCAAGGGCAAGCUUUUCCCCGACGAAACUGAUGCCAGAAUGGAGAAUGGCAGGCGCCGCCACAGAGCCUCAACAACAGGACUAGAGUGGACGGUUCGCCUGGGACUCCCUGACGUCCAGAACUUGAGUAUCACAAAUGUAUUGUUAUAAGUUAUGAUUAACUAUGCGGCCUUGUAUGAUGUUGGAGUGGAGAGUACAGAGUACAGUUCUGACAGGUGUAAGUAGGGCGAUGAGAUGGCUACAAAUUUAAAAUGAAGGGAAUGCUGCUUGGUCCCUGCAUCGCACACAAAAGUCUGAAUCAGACCGGCAAUAAGCAACACAGUACCCCAGACUCCCCUAAUUCAUUAGCAUUGCAACCCAGGUCAAGUGGUUUUACUCACCACGAUGCAGCAAACCCAGUCCUUCAAGAACAUGUAGCGUGAAUGGGGAUAAGCACGUGUAAUGAACCCUAGGGAUAGGUGAAGUAGGGUGUACCAACAACUAGCAUACAAGUAGCCAUUGUAAAUAGUGCAUUAACAGCCACAAUUAUUGCCUAAUGCUCGCACCGAGAUCGUUUUGCUAUUUGUUUCAAUGUCAAUGAUGUAAAAAUAUUAGCAGGGGCACGGGUGUGCAGUUAUUGUGGGAACUACACAAAGCAACACGGCCACAUGUGAGUGACAAGAUGGGGGGCGACCCCUCAGACUAACAGGGGAUCGCACCCAGGAGGGACCCCUUGGAUAGCAACACCGCGACUAGGCAGCCCAGUGGCACCAUACAUUGCUCACAGCUGAACUGGCCACUGGAGAGCUAUGUCAGAGGCUUCCCGAGUAUACUCGCAAGGACAAGGCAUCCUGCGCCUUCGCCUCCAUCUGAAAACCCACAUUAGGUACAGUCAUCUAGCCAUAAGAGCCCACCCACCCCGAGGGAGGCAUGGCGGUGGUAUCAGGCCUCUCUCACACAGGCUGCACCUGCAGACAGGAAAACAAAUACUAAUGAAAAAAAUAAAUAAAUUAAAAAAUAAAUAAUAAUAAAAAUAAAUAAAUUUAAAAAAAGGAAAUAUAUGUAUGACAAGUACACCGUUAUGUAGACAUUGCUCUGUAGGCCAGCAUCAUCGAGGUUGCAAACAGCUUCUUCACCCAAUAAGAGUUAGCUUGCUGACCUGGAUGCGGGAGCCCCCGGUGGCUCCACAAACACGCUGAGGAGACGCGGGGCCACUGGCGCGGUGUCUUCCUGAUAGUGCACACACUGUUAUCCGGCCUGUGUAAAGACGGAUCUAAGGAGAGCACCACUCAUGGAGUGCCAUAGACUUCAACAAAUGAAUGAGCAGAGGCCCCUGACGUAACACAUAACACAGGGGACCUACCCACACGCCCUCUCGAGAAUGAUAGACCCAAUACGAAAACAUCAUGGGCUACACACUGGUGGAAGACACCCCACACCUCCUGGACCGAAAAAGAGUGGGGACACCCUUCACAACUGACUCGGUCGUAAACAUUGCCAGACGCAGAGGUUGUAUGUUUAUUUCCCAAGUUCUCUGUAGAUCCUUGUUACUACCCCUUUCCCUCUCUCCCCCUCGACAUGCAUCCCUAUUGGCCCGCGAACACCGAAAGAACAGAAGGCAAGGGCCUAGAUCUCCUACACCCCUCUCACGGACACCGCUAGUAACCUCACAGCUGUCCCUGCGGCUAGAACCAAGUGAGGAUCAGGUCAUACUAAUCCGCACAAGGGCUAUAACGCGACCCAUUCUUAACCUUAACAACCAAGUUAAGCCCCGAACGUGCUCACGCAGACAAAAAAAAACACGCAUUCACAUGGCACAACCUACAUUUAAGAUUUUCUCCUUGAAUGUCAAAGGCUUAAAUAGUCCACAUAAACGCAGUCCAGCAAUUAGAGAGAUGCACAAAUCCCAAGCUGCAAUAAUUUGUUUCCAGGAGACCCACCUGUGUACCCGCAAACCACCAAAAAUCCACACCAAACGAUACCCCCAAGCCUUUCACGCGUGUUCCCCGAACAAAUCAAAAGAUUCAGAUUGGGUAUUCCAAACUAGUUCACAAUAUGUUGAUAAGGCGAGGUGCCUCCUAAUUCUGGUGGGCACACUGAAUGGUAUUAACAUGAUGAUGGCGUCCCUUUAUGCACCCAAUGACGGACAGGUGCCCUUCCUCCGCAAAGCGCUCAAAAGAAUAGACGCAAUGAAACAAGGCCACGUCAUAAUAGCAGGGCCGGCGCGUCCAUAAGGCGGCACAGGCGGCCGCCUUAGGGCGCACCGGCUCUGGGGGCGCAAAAUUCCAGUGACCGGCAGGAGGGAAGUGCUCCCUCCUGCCAGGUCACCUCCUGGAUCCCCGGCGCGGCGUGCGGCUGAACUGGGUGGCGAGGGAGCUCUGAUCUCUCUGAUCUGCUCCCUCGCAGGCUGUUUACUGAUGACGUCAUAUUCCGGCUCCCGCGGCAUCAGUAAGCAGCCUGCGAGGGAGCAGAUCAGAGAGAUCAGAGCUCCCUCGCCACCUCGGCAUCCAGUUCAGCCGCACGCCUCCCAGCAGCCCCACUGGACCACCAAUGAGAGACCCACGCCAGCUCUCCAGGUAGGGAGGCUGGGUGGGAAAUUUUAAUUUAAUUUAGAUGAUUAAUUACUGUUAGUGUGUGUGUGCAUGUGAGUGAGUGUGUCUGUCAGUCAGUGUGUGUAUGUGUGUCUGUCAGUGUGUGAGUGUGUCUGUCAGUGUGUGAGUGAGUGUGUCUGUCAGAGUGUGUGUAUGUGUGUCUGUCAGUGUGUGUGAGUGUGUGUGUGAGUGUCUGUCUGUCAGUCAGUGUGUGUGUAUGUGUGUCUGUCAGUAUGUGAGUGAGUGUGUCUGUCAGUGUGUGUGUGUGUGUGUAUGUGUGUCUGUCAGUGUGUGUGUGUGUGUAUGUGUGUGUGUGUGUCUGUGUGUGUGUGUGUAUGUAUGUGUGUGUGUGUGUGUGUGGUUCUGUCAGUGUGUGUGUGUGAGUGAGUGUGUCUGUCAGUAUGUGCAUGUGUGCAUGUGAGUACAUGUGUCUGUCAGUGUCUGUGAGUUUGUGUGUGUGUGUUUGUCAAUGAGUCUGUCAGUGUUUGUGUGUCUGUCAAUGAAUGAGUGUCAGAUAAGUGAGUCUGGCUGUCAGAGAUGUCUGUGUGUUUGUCAUUGAGUGUGUGUGACUGUCAGUGUUUCUACACCCCUGACUGUAGCGUGGCCAAGCGGAGUGUACCGUGGUACAGGAACUUCUGUUUCCUGUACCUAGCAGGACUGACAGGAAAAGCUCACUGUACCGGGAUUCGCUCCGCUCAGCCACGCUACAAGAAAGGUAGGAGGCACACCAGGAAGGGGAGGGGACCACUAUGGGGAUGGGUGGCGCACCAAGGGACAUGGAGAAGAGGGGAGAGAUACCCUAAGGUACAGGAAAAGGAGGGAGGGGGGAGAGGAACACUAAGCGACAGGGAACAGAGGGGGGAGGGGAGAGGAACACUAAGGGACAGGGAAAGGAGGGGGGAAGGGAAAGGAACACUGAGGAACAGGGAAAGGAGGAGAGAAGGGAGAGGAACAGUAAGGGUCAGAGAAGGGAGGGGACCAUUAAGGGACAGGGAGAGGGGCUGGAUGUAAAAGAAACACACAGCGGGGCUUGAGAAGGAAAGAGACACACAAAGGAGCUGGGAAGAAUAAAAGACACAAAGAGGAGAGAUAGGAGACACACAAAGGCAAAAAUAGGAGAUAAAAUACACUAAAGGGAGUCAGAUAUUUAAAAGACGGGAUAAGAAACACAAAAGGGAGGUUAAGAGGCACAUGGGCGAAUAUGUUUUUGGGGGGGGGAGGAAAAAUGGAUCUUCGCCUAUGUACCCAAAAUUCUUUGCACCGGCCCUGCAUAAUAGGCGGGGACUUUAAUUGUAGUCUAGACCCCAAGAUGCAUAUGAAACGUGAACAUAACAAAAAUCCCACAGCUACAAACAGCAAACUGUUGACCGCCCUAGCGUUUGAGCAGAUUAACUAGGUAAUGUGCACAUUAACUGAUUUCUCACUUUAACUGUAAUUUAUAUAUAUAUCUGUGUGUGUAUAUAUGUAUAUCUGUGUGUGUAUAUAUGUAUAUGUGUGUGUGUGUAUGUAUAUAUGUGUGUGUGUAUAUAUAUAUAUAUAUAUAUAUAUAUAUAUAUAUAUACAUACAUACAUACAUACAUACAUACAUACAUACAUACAUACAUACAUACAUACAUCUCUAUAGGGAAAGUACAGCGCCUGAAAAGGCAAUGUUUACAUGAAAAUGUCUGCAAGGACUGACAUUACUCACCAGAACAACUAUAGCUUAAUGUAGUUGUUCUGGUGAGUAUAGUGUCCCUUUACCCCAAUUCUCCAUUGGAUCAUAUAGAGCAGAGCGCAUUAUGCAUUCUACCCUCAUAGUAGAUGUUCCUUCAUUUUUCUAGCAGAUUGAACCAGUGCCAGAAGUAUAAAUUGCUGUGUGAUUUGACUGCUGAAGGGGGCAAUAAAUAUAUCUCUCAUGGCAAUGUUGUUGGCUAGUAUAGAAGAUCACACCAUAACUGGCUUCCACAUACACAGCCUUAUCACAUGGAGGAGGGUGCCGGUCUGGACUAUCAGUAGAUAACAUUUGUUAUGGUCAUGAUUGUGCUUAUCUUAACUGUUCAUUGUGUUUAGCAAGACUGUUAUAAAUCAGCUGGAGCUUAGGAAAUAGCAAGCAAAGUGAUUAUUACAUGAUUAAAUCUAUUUAUCUUUUUUUGUCUGUUCCAGCACCUUUUCUCUAGAUAAAUAAAUUUUUUAUAUGUCUUGAGACCUGCAGAUUAUCUAUUUUACUUUUCAUGUAUCUGAUUUACUCUUGUCUUUGUGAAAGUCUGUAAUAAUCAGCUUGAAUAAUAAUCUCAAUCAGUGUCACCAGAAACCCAUUUUUCUUCUUAUGAGGCUUACACAGAAGUUCCAUCAAGUUUGACCUGUACACAAUAUACAGGGAAAAUAACCUGCUUCAGAGAUAUGCCAAUUACCGCAGAUGUCCAAGACUGUGGCUGUCUGUGCUCUGCCAAUGCACUUAUAAUUAUUUAAAGGGAAACUGUCACUUCCCUGGAAUUUACACCAUCUAAUAAAUUAUUGAAAAUCAUAUUUAACUUCUGUUAACCUUAUUCAUGAGAUUUAUUUUACAUUAUUAUUAAAUAUUUAGCAAAUGACAUCAUGAUCCAGUUCAGACAAGGCAAAGCCAGGGCAAACAUUGAAAAUAAAGAGGAGAAAUAAAAAUAUUGUUUCAUGUUUUCCUCUUCUCUAUUCUCUGUGUGCUUUCUUUAUGUUGACUAUCAGAUGCAAAGGACAGAGUUUAUAACAAUAAAUGACUGGGAGCAAAGAUUGAGGCACCCAGUUGCAGGAUAAAGAGAUGUGGAUUUUUACAUUUGAUAUUAUUAAAUGUAAGGAUUUGUAAACAUAACAUUACAAAAUCCUGGAAAGUGACAGUUCACCUUUAAACAGAAAAUUAUGUUUAAUGUUUGCUAGUUUUCAAUCAUGUCAUGAGACUAGAUGUUGUUAUAACUUAAUUAUGCUUAUAUUAUUGAACGUAAAGGGCCACUCCAGACACCAAAACAACUUAAUCUAAAGUAAGUUGUUAUGGUUCCAGGAGGCCUCCAGCGGCACCAUUUUAGAAUAGUCUAACCUAUAAGUUGCCUCCAGCAGCGAUGUCCACCCCCCUGGUGGUAUCUGACUUUUGAAUGUUCACGUACAGGAAGCGGCAUUCUUUGCUUCCUGUAAGUGAAAAUCCAGAAGCCGAAUGCCACCAAGGGAGGAGUGGACAUCGUGGCUGGAGGCAACUUGGUUAAACCGUCCGAGAACGAUUUAAUCCCUUUAGGUAAGAGUGCCUACUGGCACCAUAACAACUUCAUUUUGAUGAGGUUAUUUUGGUUCCUGGAGUGAGUUUUUUUCACAUUCACCAUAUGUCUCUUAUUUAUCAACAAUCUAAAUGUUAAAACUUCAAAAACCCCUUCUAUCUCACUUGAUUUUUUGCAAUUAUUUUGUUUUACUAGUUUUGUAAACACAACCAUCUCUUAGUGUUCAUACUAUAUUUAGCAUUAGAAAUAUUUAUCCAUGUAGAUUUCCUUCACUGCUCUUUUCAAAUGUUUAUUAUAAUCUAAAUAUAUCUGUGUUUCUCUUUAUUUUAGGCAAGAGACACUCAAAGAUCUCUGAUGGGAAAGAACAGCCUUCUAUUCCAGUACAAUUCUAAAAUGAUGUGGCCAAUCCCCCUUUAUGUAUUUAUUAGUUAUUUUAAAAAAGACGUAUACGUAAUAUUCAUAAGAUAAUGUUUGCCUGUGUGAGAGAGAGAUGUAUAUUUCAGGGGUUUUGUGGUAGGGAUGGGAGCAGCAGGGGUAAAUGUUACAUUGAUUUAAGCCCAUUUGCUUGCACACUAAGAAUACAGUGGUAAUAUUUUUUAAAAACUAUAUUAAUAUUUUUAAAGCCAUUACACUUUUCUAAUUUGUAAUACAACAUUAAAUAAUUUUUAAAUGAAUGCACAAUGUAUUGCUUUCAUGUAUGUCUCUCGCCUAAUCGUGUUGGUGAUGUAGUCAAAUGGUAAGAUUAAAUUUAUUUAGGAUUCUAGUUUUUUUUAUUUUAAGUAAUUACCUACAGGAUGUAAUUAGCAUUGUUUUCCUCUUUGCACAUUUGUAUAAUUUAUUAACAUUACAAACAAAAACCAUUGUAUUUUGACCUUUAUUGACAUUUACCAGUUCAAUCUUGGCACACCAGUCUCAUAUCCUGAACAGUAGAGCAGGCGGGUAUCAAGGUCAAUAAUAUUACAUUCAAAAUAUAGUUUUCUGCAUUUUAUUCUAGAUUCCUAUUACUGCUUCUGUUUUUAUAUGCUACCUUAGUUCAUCAUCAUGCUUUAUUUCCAGAUGUCUGUCUAUCCGUCUUAGCUUACUUUAUAUGCCUCCCUCAUAGUGCUUCAUAAUAUCAGUACGGUAAAAGGUCAUCUCCCCCUCCAUUACCUGGUAUGUUAAACAUGUCUUAUUCCCCUCCAUUGCCCAGCAUCCUUCUCCAUUAACAAGCACGGUGACGGGUUAUCUCCCUCUCCAUUAUAUGCUAAAUGAAUACCCGCAUUCCUAUUAUCAAUAUAUAAAAGAAGUUUAUUACAUUAUCAGUGUAUAUAUAUAAAAAAUAAUCCAAGUAAUCUAUAUACACCAGCAGUAGUACAAUUUAUAAAUCAGAAAUCAAUAUACAUAUAAUGCAUUCAACUACAUAGUAUCAACAAUAAUCAGCAGAUUUUAAAAUAAAUGAUCGAAGCGUAUACCGGUGAUUAUACUACUUAAGGGAGUGGUUUAGAUACCUUGAGCACCUUUGCUUUACAUACAUGCUGUACAAUAAUUGGUUACCUCUACACGCCUGAACGCUUACAUCACCUCCUGCUUUACCUGUUAUGGGACAGGCCCUCUCCUAUUUCUUUACUUGUUAUGGGACAGGCCAUCUCCUUCUCCUUUACCGGUUAUGGGACAGGCCAUCUCCUCCUCCAUUAUCCAGGAUGGUGACAGGCCAUUACCCAAAAGGCCCAGGAUGGUGACAGGCCAACACACCUCCAUUACGCUGCAUGGGGACAAGCCGUUUCCCUGUCCAUUACCACAGAAAAUGACAGGCCAUCUCAGGCUAUUUCCCCUUCCAUUGAUGCAUGACUGGUGAUUCUAUUUAGGUUUGCAUUCAAGAAGACCACAUGAUCAUAGGGCUAUUUGCUAAAUACUGUGGCUUAAAUUAAUGUUGGUUUUGCAUUCAUGUCCUGCUUUGUUGAGGUUAAACAAAAAAUAGGGCCGCACUCAGUCACAAUAUACCAAUACAGGGUGCUACUGAGCAAGGGUCAGCAAGCUCCAAGAAAUACAUAGUAAAGAAAAAAAUCUCAGGCACUUGGUUCCAGGCAGAUUUAUUACAACGUUUUGACCUGAACAGGUCUUUAACUUGAUAAAGACCUGUUCAGGUGGAAACGUUAUAAUAAAUCUGCCUGGAACCAAGUACAGUGAGUGCCUGAGAUUUUCUGCUUUGUUGAGGUAGUCCUACUGAAUAUUCACACCCUCCACAUAGUGCCCUUGUUACACUUUUUAAAAAAGUGGCUACUAGAUAUGGAGGUACCAGCCACAAAGUUUGAAGAUGACUGUUCCAAAAUUAGCACUUUGAUUUAUACUUGCUUCUGCUUUGUCUUCAUAAAAAGUGCCCUGAAUAUUCUGAACCCAUACUGACCAAAAGCAAAGCACGGUAAACAGAAGAAUAGAGGAUCUUUCUGAGUGUGGAAACAGAUAAGAAAAGCAACGGGGAAUAAGAAAGGUCAAUUGUCCCCCUCGACCACUCAUACAGGAGUUGUGGGAUACAGUCUCACUAGCAAACAAGGAAUGUGGACUGAAUCUCCAUUUCUCUGUGGAUUAAAAGUGCAUUCGGCGGUUCAUUGGUACAAUAAUGCAGGAGUGAGACAGAACGAAUUUGCAGCAGGCCCUUGGUGGCCAAGCACUACGAGUGGGCUGGUGGCCUGUAAUCUUAACAUACUUCGGGCCUGAACUGGCUCACUAGGAUAUGCUGCAGUACCCUGCAUUAUUUGGGGUUGAUCAAGCUGCCAAACAAUGGUGAGUAUGUAUAGUAUGAAUGCAGUAUGAAAUGAGACCGUGCACAUGACAUACAUUAUCCAUGCCAGUGGUCAUUGGUGGCAGUGUAGUUGUAGGGCUCUUUGAUUUGACAUAUAUUAGGAAUGCACAAAUCUCUUUAUUUGCUGCAUAUGUCAUACUAAUAAAUGUUGCAGGUAUAUGGUAUUACACCUCACUCCAACUCCAGCAGCCUCCAUCUGUCAAACACAUAUAUAGCAUGAUUUAGCGGAGUAUGGCUAUUCACAUCGAUCUGUAAGUUUUAUUUAAAAACAAAACAGAGAGUAAGCGCUAGCUAAUAUGAGGGCAGCAACCCUAUAAGGGAAUCCCUCAGGAACCCUUAAAAAUAACGCAGAGAGAGAGAAAGAAUAAAAGAUAAGGGCUGCGCCAAUGCAAAAUAAAAUAGCAAAUAGUCCAAAUAAAUGAAUGUAGUAAAACAAGAAAGUCUUAUCUAGACUAUGCUCUUUGAGGUC